This is a messenger RNA of Podarcis lilfordi (Lilford's wall lizard), 51420 nucleotides long. NCBI's taxonomy places the organism in Eukaryota, Metazoa, Chordata, Lepidosauria, Squamata, Lacertidae. The record is from the annotation of a GenBank genome assembly.
AUGCCUUAUGUGGAUCGUCAGAACCGAAUCUGUGGGUUCCUGGACAUUGAGGACAAUGAGUCCUGUGGGAAGUUCCUGCGAAGAUAUUUCAUCCUGGAUACCCAGGCCAAUAGCCUUCUGUGGUACAUGGACAAUCCCCAGGUAAUGCCUGUCCUCAGAAGUAGACACCAGUGGCCCACCUGAAAGCAGCAGCCUUUCUGUGACGUUCUUCAGGUCCUUUGUAGAGUCCCCCCUCCCCCAGUCCUGUUAGAUUUAUAUAGAAAUCAUGUGAUAGAAAGAAGAAGCACAUUCCAGUGUCUCAGUGCCCCAUUUGGUAAAGCAACUGAGAUGGAUGUUGAGGUGCUACUUCUUUAUCACUGAGACUCAGCCCAAACUGGACUUAAUGUUAAUUGUAUGAAAGCAGUUGAUGUGCAUGUGUAAGGAUUUAAAUACCGACCAUUGGGUCUGGAAUGUGUGCAGCAUGCAAAAGCUGUUGUUUGCUCCCUUGUGCUUAUCCAAGGCACCAUUUCCUUGGAAUGAAGGACAGUGGGAACUGGGAUGUAGGGCCAAACUCUUGCAUCCAACUCUCCCAGACACAACGCCUGGCCUGUUGUUUCCCAUCCAUCCUGUGGCAUCCUGUCAGGUGAGGUGGGAAAGGGCCCAUCCAUUUGUAUCUAUGGCAACAGGGCAACCUCUUUGAAUAUGGUAAAUAGCAUACUGAAGUGGCCAGCCAAAGUCAUUGCCUUGACAAAGGAACCAAUUUGGCUGGUUCAGUAACCUCUUCCACUAAGUUCUAAGCAGGCUUGGGAAGGGCCCAAGAUAUAAUCCAGACCUUCCCCACAAACUGUGACUGUAUAAAUCUCUGAACUAUAUUUAAGUCAGGUUGCUGUGGCCCUUGCAGUACAGCAGGAUGAGCACCACCAGUGGAGGUGAGCUGUUAGAUGUUUUCUCCCAUUAAUUUCCAUGAAUGGUCAGGGACGGUGGGACAAUAGUAGUCCAACAUGUCUGGAGGGCACCAGGUUGGAGAAAGCUGUGCUGCACAUUCUUGAUUCACAUGUACACAUUUCAGUGGGCGCCAAAUAAAGACCUACCUCUUUUGCCCAGGAUUUUGUGGGGUAGUAAUCUCCAUGGGAUGUUUGACUGCUGCUACCGUGAUGACCUAUGGGUGGUCUUCUAUCCUCACCCACUCUUGGUUCUGCUGAACUUGGUUGCAUUUUAAUGUUAUGGAAAUUGUUUUAUGUUUUUUAUUGUCCUACAACCUGCCCUGUGAUCACACGAUGAGGGGUGGGCAAAAUAAUAUUACUGACAAUGGAGCUUAAGCUGCUCAUGAGAUGUGAUCCUGGCACCUCGUAGCCUCAGGCUGCUUGGCUCUUAUUGGAGUGAUGCUGCAGGUCUCCACGCUUUCUGGUUCUGCCAGUUAUGUGGGCAGAUUUCUAUCAUGGGCAUGUGUGGAGAAGGUGGGUUGGACUCGAUGAUGUUUCAGAUAAUUUCCAGUGUGAGGCUAAGAACCUAAGAGUAUAGGAAGAGCCUGCUGCAUCUGGCCAAUGGCUCAUCCCGUCUACCCUCCUGUUCUCAAAGUGGCUGACCAGAUGCCUGUGAAAAAUCCACAAGCAGGAUUUGAGCACAAGAUCCCUCUCGCUCCUGUGCUUUCCAGCGACUAGAAUUCAGGAGCAUUGUAAAACAUAGCUCCAUGAAUUUGUCUAAUCCUCUUUUAAAGCCAUGCAAGUUGAUGGCCAUCACUGUAUCCUUUGGGAGCAAGUUCCAUCUUUAACCAUAUGCUAUUCAAAGGACUUUCUUUUUUUCUGUCCAGAAUUGUCUAAUGUUCAGCUUCAUUGGAAGUCCAUGUGUUCUAGUUUUAUGAGCAUGUCCCCAUUGCAGCAGGUCCUGGUGGCUCCCUUUUGCUGUGUGGGCCCCUGGCAGAUGCCUGACCAUGCCACCGCUUAAUGCCAGCCCUGCUGUCCAUUGCUAUAGCUGCAAAGAGGGUCCUAUGCUAGAGCAGUUGCUUGGGCAGCGGGGAAAUGUUUCUCUGUUGAUGGGGCAGGGGCAGAAAGCCAGGCUUCUCAUAUUUAUAGCAGGGCUGGCCAAUCCAAAGCCUCAGUUCAAGCUGUCAGUCAGCAUAGUUGAUGUUUUGCACCUCUACUCCUUUCCGUUCUCCUAAGGCCACAGCACUUACCUUCUAUGGUAACUCAGACCUAGCUCCUGUCUCACACUCCAGAACACCAGACAGAACCCUGCAAACAGGAUCUCAAGUCUGGAUGCUGCCACCAGACAUCAAAAUAGACACUCACACACAGCAGCUCUUGUGAAGCUCAGCUUUAUGAGCUCAAAGAGGAAAUCUGACCCAGCGGUUUGCUGUGACUCAUAUCAUGCCUUGAACUGUCUGAGCAUCUUUGCAAGGAAGCCACAACAAAAAGUCUUGUCUGGGAAACCCCCCUGGACAACUGGACUUUGCAAGCUGAGAACUGAACACAGUCAGUUUAGAAGCUGGUAUGGGAUCUGCACCCCUUCCUUUGCACUCAUCCAUUUGAAGUAACUACCACAGAUUUUAUUCAGUAUCUAUCCAUUUAGUAUUUUAAAAGGAACAGUAGAACAAGGGCUCAGUGUGCUAUAACACACGUGGGCAGAAGAUUUAGACAAGAACAGUUGUCCAUGAACAGUUGAUGGGAUUGUCCUCAUGGGCUCUGUUCAGCCAUGAAACAUAAUGUGUGAUGCUUGGCCAGGUAUUUUCUCUUGGCCUGAUGCUCAGCAAAUUUACAGAUGACACCAAACUGGGAGGGGUAGCUAAUGCUGCAAAAAACAGAAUCAGAAUUCAAAAUGACAUUCACAGAUUGGAGAACUGGGCCCAGGCUAAUAAAAAUAAUCUCAAUAGGGACAAAUGUAAGGUUCUGCACUUAGGGAGGAAGAACCAGGUGCACAAAUACAGGUGAAACUCGGAAAAUUAGAAUAUCAUGGAAAAGUUCAUUUAUUUCAGUAAUUCAACUUAAAAGGUGAAACUAAUAUAUGAGAUAGACUCAUGACAUGCAAAGCGAGCUAUGUUAAGCCUUUAUUUGCUAUAAUUGUGAUGAUCAUGGCGUACAGCUGAUGAAAACCCCAAAUUAACAAUCUCAGAAAAUUAGAAUAUUAAAUGAAAUCAUCAAAACAAGGAUUGCAAAUAGAGCAAUAUUGGACCUCUGAGAAGUAGAAGCAUGCAUAUGUAUUCAGUACUUGGUUUGGGCCCCUUUUGCAUCAAUUACUCCCUCAAUGCGGCGUGGCAUGGAUGCUAUCAGCCUGUGGAGCUGCUGAGGUGUUAUGGAAGACCAGGAUGCUUCAGUAGCAGCCUUCAGCUCUUCUGCAUUGCUCGGUCUCAUGUCUCUCGUCUUUCUCUUGGCAAUGCCCCAUAGAUUCUCUAUGGGGUUCAGGUCAGGUGAGUUUGCUGGCCAAUCAAGCACAGUAAUCCCAUGGGCAUUGAACCAGGUUUUGGUACUUUUGGCAGUGUGGGCAGGUGCCAAAGUCCUGCUGGAAAAUGAAGUCAGCAUCCCCAUAAAGCUUGUCUGCACUCCAAAAUCUCCUGGUAGACGGCUGCGUUGACCCUGGACUUAAUGAAGCACAGUGGACCAACACCAGCUGAUGACAUGGCUCCCCAAAUCAACACAGACUGUGGAAACUUCACACUGGACUUCAAGCAUCUGGCAUUAUGUGCCUCCCCAUUGUUUCUCCAGACUCUGGGUCCUUGGUUUCCAAAUGAGAUGCAAAAGCUGCUCUCAUCAGAAAAGAGAUUUGGGCAGCCAUACUCCAGGGCAGGCAGGCAGUGGGCCAGAUCCUCCACAGCUGCCUUCUCCAACAUGGUGCCUUCCAGUUGUCUCUAUCUCUCAUCAGCCCCAGCCAGCAUGGCCAGGGGUUAGGGGUUUAGAGGACGCUAGGCUGCUUGAAGAAGGCUGCUCCAGUCGCUCAAUUUUAGCAUUCUUGCCAUUGGUCAUCUCUAAUUCUAAAUAAGCAAUCUGAGGGUUUGGUUGUUCAUUGCCACUUGACUGAUUGACUUCUUAACCCAUUUCAGAACUUGGCUGUGGGGGCCAAAGCAGUGGGAUCUUUGCAGCUGACCUACAUCUCGAAGGUAAGAACAAGGUGGAGAUACGAUUGGCAGGAACCUGGCAGAGCCUGUUGCUCCUCCCCACUCUUCUAGCCCUCAAGGUUUUGUUGCUAUUGUUUUAAGCCCACCAGUUCUGUGCUUAUAACUAUGGGUGCACUUACUCUUAUAACCAUUUGAGCUUGUGACAGCAUAGGCAAAAUCUGGUUGGAUUUGGUUUGGUUGGAUGGGCUAUUUUCAGAUCCCUGGUCAAGGAUGGCACCAUUCCUGCAUUCUUUAUAUUGGUUUGCAUGCCCCAGUGCUGCUGAGUAGGCAUUCAGCUGCAAUAGCAUCGUAUCCAUAGCUGGACACAAAAUGCCACCACUUCCUUUAUUUUUUAGUUUCUCAAAACUCUGCAGUUUCAGUCUAUCUCCAUCUUGUUCCAAAAUUUCCCAAUAUUUCGGCCAAUUGGCCUCCAUAUUGAGCCUUUUCAGAGCUUUCGCUUCCAUCGGUGACAGCCACCUUGGGGUUUUGUUUUCCAACAAAUCCUUAUAUCUUAUCCAAACAUUAAACUGUGCUUUCCUGACAAUAUGGUUUUUAAAUGCUUUAUGCGCUUUGACCUUGUCAUACCACCGAUAUGCAUGCCAUCCAAAUACAUUGUUAAAACCUUCUAAGUCCAAAAUGUCUGUGUUUUCAAGAAGUAGCCAUUCUUUCAACCAGCAGAAGGCUGCUGAUUCAUAGUAAAGUUUAAAGUCUGGCAGGGCAAAUCCACCCCUUUCCUUUGCAUCAGUUAAUAUCUUAAAUUUUAUUCUGGGCUUCUUGCCCUGCCAGACAAAUCUAGAAAUAUCUCUCUGCCACUUCUUGAAACAGUCCAUCUUGUCCACAAUUUGCAGUGUUUGAAACAAAAACAGCAUUCUAGGCAAUACAUUCAUUUUUAUCACAGCAAUACGACCCAACAGUGAAAGCUUCAAAUUUGACCAGAUUUCUAAAUCUUUUUUUCACUUCCGUCCAACAUUUUUCAUAAUUAUCUUUAAAUAAGUUCCCAUUUUUGGCUGUCAUGUUAAUCCCCAGGUAUUUCACUUUCUUAACCACAGUCAGGCCUGUCUCAUUCUGAAACCUCUCUCUUUCAAUCAGUGUUAAAUUUUUCUCUAAAACCUUAGUUUUUAACUUGUUCAGUUUAAAUCCUGCCAGUUGACCAAAUUCUUGAAUUAGUUCUAAAACCCUUUUAGUACUAGAUUCUGGCUCCUGUAACGUCAAUACUAAGUCAUCUGCAAAUGCUCUCAGUUUGUACUGUUUGGCUCCGACCUGUAUACCUUUAACCAACCGGUCCCUUCUAAUCAUAUUCAGCAGAACCUCCAGGACCGAUAUAAAAAGCAGUGGGGAGAUUGGGCACCCCUGUCGUGUCCCUUUUUCUAUCUUAAAUUCUUCCGUCACCACAUUAUUUACAAUUAGUUUAGCCUUUUGUUCAGAGUAUAUUGCACCUAUACCAUUUUCAAAACCUUGGCCUACCCCCAUCCCCUGUAGGUUCUUCUUCAUGAAGCUCCAAGAGAUGUUGUCAAAGGCUUUCUCCGCGUCCACAAAUAUCAGAACUGCUUUAGUAUUUAUAUUCACUUCUAGUUUUUCCAAAAUAUCAAUUAUAUUUCUCAAAUUAUCAGACAAGUGUCUUCCUGGGAGAAAGCCCGCUUGGUCUUUAUGGAUCUCUUCCAUCAAUACUUUUUCAAUCUCUUGGCCAAAAUGUCUGCAAAAAUUUUGUAAUCCACAUUAAGUAACGAUAUAGGGCGGUAGUUCUUAAGCUGAGUCUUUUCAGUCUCUGUUUUUGGUAUAAGUGUAAUGUACGCCUCUUUCCACGACUCUGGUGCCCUUUUCCUUUCCAAUAUUUCAUUACAGACUUCCUUCAAAGGUUGUAAUAGCCACUCUUUCAAAGAUCUAUAAUAUCUAGAAGUCAGCCCAUCCGGUCCUGGAGAUUUGCCCAAUUGCAUAUUUUGAAUGGCACCUUCUACUUCCUGUUCAGAUAUUUUAUAGUUCAACAUUAAUUUGCUUUCUUGGGAGAUUUUUGUAGUCCAUUUGUCUUCAAAAAUUUGUCUAUGUCCAUUUCUUUCUGUGGCCCUUGUGUGUAUAAUUGUUUAAAAUACCUCUGGAAACAGUUUCUAAUCUCAAUUGGGUUAUGUAUAUUCUUUCCUUCCACUUCUAAGUUUGUGAUAGUAUUUAAUUUUUGUCUUUUUUUCAUUUGCCAGGCCAGCAAUUUCCCACAUUUAUUAGCUGAUUCAAAUGUUUUUGUCUCAUUUGUUUAAUUUUCCAUUCUAUUUCCUGAUUCAUCAUUUCCAUAUAUUGUACUUGAUAUAAUUUUAUUUCUCUCAAAAUCUCCUGCGACUUUGGUUUUGCUCUCAGUUUCUUCUCACUUUCUUUUAUUUUCUCCAAAAUUUUAUCUUUCUUCUCAUUUUGACUUCUCUUCUUUAUUGCAUUCUGUUGUAUCAGAAACCCUCUCAUAACAGCUUUACUUGCGUCCCAGAUUACUCUUUUUUCUACAUUGGUGUUCAUAUUUAUUUCAAAAUAAUCUCUCAAAGUUUUUUGGGCCUUUUUAUAGACUUCUUCAUCUCUAAAUAAGGUGUCAUUCAUCCUCCAUCUGAAGGAGCCAGUUGAUAUUUGUUUCAUCUCCAUCCUUACAGCGUUAUGGUCGGAGCAGGUUUUUGGGCAGAUUUCCACUUUCUUUAUCUUUGGUGCCAUUCCUCUAGUUACCCAUAUUUGAUCAAUUCUAGUCCAUGUCAUCUUGGCUUCAGAAAAGAAAGUUCCCUCUCUUCCCAGGGGGUUCUUUACUCUCCAAAUGUCCACUAAGUCCAUAUUGUCUGUCAUCUCAAAAAAUGUUUUCGGUAGUCUACCAUCCUUGGUAACUACCUGUCUUUGUGCCUUGUCCAUGUUUGUAGAUACUACUCCAUUCAUAUCCCCCAUCAGAAUCAGAUUGUAAUCCAAAUAGUCCAAUAAAGUCUCAUGCAACUUUUUAAAGAAUUCAGAUUUCCCCUCAUUCGGUGCAUAAAUUCCUACGAUCAAAAAUUUCUCUCCUUGAACUUGAAUUUCAAUUGCCAAAAAUCUGCCUUGUUCAUCUUUAUAAAUUAAUUUCGGUGAUAGUCUCUCCUUUGCAUAUAUCACAACUCCUCUUUUUUUAACUUUGUCAGAUGAGAUAAACUCCUGUCCCAAUCUUUUAUUAAUCAGUAAUUUCCUGUGUAACCUUGUUACAUGUGUUUCUUGUAAGCAAAUCAAGUCCAAUUGUUCCUUUUUUUAGUAAAUGAAAAACACUUUUUCUCUUUCGAGGAGAGUUCAAACCAUUACAAUUCCAACUUAACAGUUGCAGAGCCAUGAUGGGGUUACUUCGCUUUACCUCCAACUGCGCCAAGUGUCUGUUCUUGUUCUGUCGAUGGUGUCUCUUUCUCUGGGCCGUGCAAUCCAAAAGAUAAGUUUGCUAUGUCCAGUAUUCCUUUUUCCAGUGUUUUUGGCUCUUCUCCGGAUUCCGCUUCUUUCUGUAGGUCUUCUUCGUGAUCUUUCAGAAACCUAUCUUUAUCGUUAACUGAUCUUAUUUUUAUCUUUCUUCCUUUGUAUUUAAAGGAUAAGCCUUGAGGAAAUUCCCACCUAAAGAGGAUUCUAUUUCUUCUCAACAGGGCUACUAGGUCUCCGUAGUUAAACCUUAAGUCCAAAAGAUGUUUUGGAAUGUCCUUAAAUAUCUCCACACUUGAGUCGUAAAUUUCCAAAGUCUUUUGAUAGUGCAAAUUCAAAAUUUUGUCUCUCUCCUCUUUUGUUCGAAGAGUAAUCAAGCAGUCCCUAGCCUUGUUCCUCCUUUGUCCUCUUCCAAGUCUAAAUGCAUUCACUAUCUUAAAUUCUUCCUUCCCCAAGUCCUGUUGCCAAAAAUCUGUAAAUUCCUGUGUAAGGAAUUCAGCCAAAUUGUCUUUCUCACGUUCUGGUACAGCCCUGAUUCUUAGAUUUCUUUGUUUCUCUUUCAAUUCAAUCAUAGACAAUGUCAAACCGUGGUCCUCCAAUUGCUUAUAUACCGGUGGUAUCUUCUCUUGAGUAGCAGUUGCUAUAUCUUUUGCUUCUUCAGCUAUCUUUCGGGUCGAAGCAGAUUCCUGUAAUAAUUUUUCAAUAGACUCUGUAUUGGUAUUCACCUUCUGUCCCAAAUUAUUAAUGCUUGUAGUAUUCAGGUCAAUUUGAACUGAUGCUUCAGCUACUUGUUUAUUUGUCUCGGCUACCUGCUUAGCUAAAUUUUCCAAAGAUUCAUUAAUUUUUCCAAGUGCAUGUGCCAAAACGUCUUCGGACGACAUAGCUUUUGGUUUGACCUGUGGAAGGGCAGCCCCUGAUGUUCCAGAUGCUCCAGAUGUUGAAGCCCUUCGCUGCUGCGCAGUAUCUGUCUGAUAGGGUCUGCCAGACCUGGUUGUUUUUUCCUGCGCCAGCUCUAACUUUCCUCUCGCAUCUGCCAUAACACUCUCAUGAAAAUUCAAGGUCGAUCCCACAGUUGAAAGGUUGUUUUGGAAUGGAAUUUUCCUCUGACCCAGUUGUUAUUGUAGCAAUGUCAAACCUCCUCUAGGGGGACACAGUAACCGCCAAAGCUUGCAACUUUUAAAAAUGAAAAUAGUCCUUAUAAGUUCCCCCAAUUCAUCUAAAAACAACAGUUUCAGUUGCACUUAAACAGUUACUUUAGAACCAGGAGAGGUCCAGAAACACUGUAUCUCUUUUGCAGAGUUAGCUGUCAAAAGUCUACUGCUUACCGAUAGGCUUUCCACUGAACGACGUUCUUUAUCUAGGGGCAGUCCGUUCCCAGGUUUUAGGCAGCGGAUUUUAGCUUCCUUUCCCCCUUUUUUUUUUGCAGAUAAGUACAGUUCAAACCUUCCCCCCUCCUCUCCUGCAAUCCGGAGGGGAGACCGCUUUCCAGAUGUUAAGAUUUAAGUCUUUUUCCAAACGUCUUUCCGAGUUUCCGCUUUACAGUCUCUUUGCUUUGAUCUAUUUACAAGAAAGGAAGGCAGACUUCCUGUUUAUACCUUCCCGCUUCGGUGUCGAAUUAACUUGUUUUUUCUCCUUUUAAAUCCAGUUUAAUCCUACUCACGGGUAGUUGCUUUCAAAGUCCAAUUGUCCCAGGAAAAAGUCAGCGCUCUCCGAUAACGGCUGUGCGGCUUCACUCCACGGAAGAAGCAGUCGACUCUCAGCACCGCGCCGCUCACCCCGUCCCGCUCCGGAGCCCUUAAAAGGGCCCCUUCGCAACUUGGGGGGGCGCAAAAGGUGCCCGCCAAGUCCCCACGUUCACAGGCUUCCCCCGCCUGUAAUUUUUAAAGGGCCCCCGCUUUGCCGCAGCGGUAAGACCCAAUCCCGCGGAGCUGGUCCCUCCGAGACUCAGAGGGAAUCCGCCAUUAACGAUGGCGCUGACCCGGAAGUCCAAUGCCACCACUUCCACUGGGGACAAACCUGUUUCUCAUUGCCCAGCAUAAGCCAGUGAUUCACAAAUCCUCAGUUGAGGAAAGUAUAAUUUCUCAGGGGAAAGAGGAAGCCUUUGCCUAAUGUGGAGGAAGAAGGCAGAACUAUGAUGCUGCUGCUGGGGCAGAGAGCAACCCAGGGGUCAGGGGGCCAAUUGGAAAGUGUUCCAUUUCUAAAAUGUUAGCUUUACCCACUUAUUAACAGCCAAGUUUCUAGUCCACGGGCGGGGGCAAUUGUGACCCUCCAACUGUUGUUGGAGCCUAACUCUCCACAGCCCCCGCCAGCAUGGCCGGUGCUCAGGGAUUAUGGCAGUUGUUGCCCUACAUCAGGAGGGGCGCAGUCUUCCCCAUUCAUUCCUGUUCUGGUCCUUUGGCUGCAGAGUCGUGUGUUGCUGUCAGUGAACACUCACUUAAGUACAGGGCCGUCUUAAGUAUAUCCGGCGUCGUGCUGCAAAGAUCCUCCGGCAGCCACCCCCACCCCCGUUUCCCAGAGUUGCCAACCUUUUUACGGCGCUGCCAGCAGCUUUGUGGGGCUGAAGGAGGUGGGCAGCGGCUGCAGGGCGGCUCCUCUGGCAGGGAAGAGGUGAAGGCUCCGGGUGUGCUGCUGUUUCAGCAAGGCGGGCGAGGGCGGCAAGCGGAUGCUGGGAGGCGCCGCGCCCAUCCUCUGCCUCUUCCCUGGCACCCUCCAGAACUUGGCGCCCUAGCGCCCCACGCCACUUGCCUCUAUGGGCAAGACGCCCCUGGUUAAGUAUCCUGGACCUGUGACAAAGGCUGCCCCUUGCCUGGAUGGGGGAUGCAGAGGAACCUCUGUUUUUGACAGGGCUGGAAUUUAGCCUGCUAUGCAAAGGAAAAAGUCACAGCUGUUGACCCACCCAGUUUUGCCUCUGGCCAUGCCCACCAUCAGCAUGCAGCCACCAAAGAUUUGUCUGCAAGGGAAUGUGGCCCUUAGCCUUGCAAAAGAUUUUUUCCCCCCUUUAAAUGCUGCAUGGUAGGAAAGGCUUCACAUGCUCAAUCCUGCCUGCCUUAACUGUGCUGAGAAAGGUUUAGGAUGCUGAGUGUUUGCCUGCUAUGCUAAAGGCACCCUGGAAAAAACCUUUGCAACUUACCCAAUAACUAGGACAAAAUUACUCAGGGCUGUGUAAUCAGCUGUCUCACCUCCCUUUUUCCUUGCAGGUCAGUGUGGCUCCCCCCAAACAAAAGCCAAAAACACCCCUCUGCUUUGGUAAGUAGAAGGCAUUCCAGGGAAGUGGGGAAGGGAAAGGGCUGGUUCACACAUGCAUGUAAGUCUUCAAAGCACAGUACACUUGAAAACAAGCAGCUGCACUUGCAACCCUUAAUGUUACCUGUGGCUUUUUAACCUUUACGACUUAUGUUUAUGUACACAAGUCAUCACUCAAUGUCACUUUCAGCCAUCAAUUAGGGGACGCUGAUGCAUAAGUUGUCCAUCAAAGAGAAGAUGGACACCAGUGAUUCUGUAAUAUGGUUAUUUAGUUCAAGUCUCCCCAAAAGGGCUCUAAUUUUAUUUCGUGGUUGCAGAGGAAAGCUAACACUAUGCCAGUUAGAUGGCGUUGGCUGAAUGUUGGGCUGCAUUCAGACUUUUGUCACUUCCUGUUUUCAUCAAAGCAUAAUUUGCCAUUACAUUUGAACCAGCAAUCCAUGGUUAAGUUUACCUCCAAAACAUAACUUAAUGAUUUAAGCCCAUUAUACCCAAAAGAGCGUCUCCAUCCCCAUCAUUCAGCCUGGACACUGAGGUCCAGCUCCAUGGGCCUUCUGGUGGUUCCCUCGCUGCAAGAAGUGAGGUUACAGGGAACCAGGCAGAGGGGCUUCUCAGUAGCAGCACCCGCCCUGUGGAACGCCCUCCCAUCAGAUGUCAAGGAAAUAAACAACUGACUUUUAGAAGACAUCUGAAGGCAGCCCUGUUUGGGGAAGUUUUUAAUGUUUGAUUCUAUUUUUAAUAUUCUGUUGGGAGCCUCCCAAAGUGGCUGGGGAAACACAGCCAGAUGGGUGGGGUAUAAAUAAAUUGUUGUUGUUGUUGUGCAUGACAUGUAAGGGGGGAGGCAGGAGAACAGAGCUCAUCUGUUGUCAACCUGCUGCCCUCCAGAUGUGUUGUAACACAACCCCCAUCAGUCCCAGCUGGCAUGUGCUGGCUGAGGCUGAUGGGAGUUGUAGUCCAAAACAUCUGGAAGGCACCAGGUUAGUGAAGGAUGCUUCAGACCAUAGUUUAUAUUUCAAGGAGUGCCUUAAUGCACCUUUGAAGUGGAUUCAGAUUCCUCCCACCCCACCACAAGCUUAUUCUGUGAAUUUGAUUCCCUCCUUUCUCAGCCACAUUUUCAACCCUCGGGAAACUGACUUGGCUAUCCCUCUGGUUUUUGAGAGGAUUUUGUCCAUGCAAACCCUUGCAACCAUAGAAGCCAGAAGAUGUUUAAGGAGCUAAUAUCUGACUUUAAAACAGAGAUGUUUAGAGAGCUGAAUUCUGUGAACCAUAUGCUGCACUCCUUCUGCCCAUCUGCAAAAUGCAUGAUGGUCUUUAUAACCGAACCCCCAUCCAAAAUGUGGUUGUGUACAAGCAGUGAGUAAUAUUUGCUCUAAAAAAAAGUUUUCUUGCAUUUCAACUUCCCAUCGACCUUCCCCAGCACAACAUAUUUUUUAUUUUGCUUUUUUAAUGCAGUUAUCACAGUUGUGAACAAUAAAAAUAUAUUCAAUGAAAUAUCAAUCUUACUCCCCCUAAUAGCAAACUCUGGUCCCAAAGGAAAUGGAGAGAAAAUGAGACCACCCAGAAUACAGAGGAUGGUAUUGGCCUGCCUCAGAGAAUCCUGAAGCUGGCAGAAGUACCAAAACAAACAAACAAACAGAUCCCACCCCUUCUAAAAUUCCAAAACAACCCAAUGAGAAUGGAGUAUUCUCCAAAACCACAGAAUAUUGAGUGUCAUUUGGAAAAAUAAAACAGAAAACGAGGGGUCAGGAGGAGGAGGCAUUGGUCUGUUUGGGACCCUAACAGAAAAGUAGGAAAUUUGUGACCCUUCAGAUGUUGUUGGAUGAUGAUGAUGAUUUCACUUAGAGCCUGGCAUUCCUCCCAAAGGAGGCAAGCACAUCAGUACUAAACACAAUUAAAACCAUUCUAAAAACAGUUAAAAGCAUUCUCUUAGCCAGUGAUUUUGGUUUUGCCAGGAACAGCCAUCAAAUGCCUGCCUAAGCAAGAAUGUUUGUAGAUGCUUCCUGAAUGUCAGUAUUAAGGAAGGCAGACAAACAGGGACCCACCAUUGAAAAGGCCUCAUCAUAGGUCAGUGCAAACCAGGCAGCCCCCAGAGGUGGCACCACCAACAAGGCCUCAGCUGCCAAUUGUAGGGACCCAUAAUCUCUGGCCAUUGGCCAUGCUGGCUGAGUGGGUCUGGUGAGAUUGUAGUCCACAACAUUACUUCAAGGGGUACAGAUUCCCCAUUUAUACUACCUUGGAGGAGAGUGGGUCUGGCCGGCUGGCCAGAACCCUGAACAAGAGAUCUCCUGUUAGAAGGGGAGCAUACAGUGUGGCAUUUUGUUACAGGUCCCACUUGCAGAAUUUAUAAAGGUAAAGGGAGGUAAAGGGACCCUGACCAUUAGGUCCAGUCACGGACGACUCUGGGGUUGCGGCGCUCAUCUUGCUUUACUGGUCGAGGGAGCCGGCGUACAGAUUCUGGGUCAUGUGCCCAGCAUGACUAAGCCGCUUCUGGCGAACCAGAGGAAAUGCCGUUUACCUUCCCACUGGAGCGGUACCUAUUUAUCUACUUGCACUUUGACGUCCUUUCGAACUGCUAGGUUUGAAACCCAGCCAUAAAAACCAAAGCCAAGAACUUUAGAGUGACAUUUGGUUUUAGAUUCCCUAAUGUAGACACCCAUUUAAAUCUAAGUGCUAAGACCAGCAACUAGAUCAGAUUGGAUUCUGUGAGGGCAAAUGCCUUCCAGAACAGAAUUGUUUUCUCCAUCUGAAAGGGGGGGGGGGUGGAGAGAGCUGUUCAGGUGAGCCUCAAUGUCAAAUCCAGCCUAUACGAUUGAAGCAUAUGGCAUCUCCCAAAGAAUCCUGGGAACCGUUGUUUACUCUUCAUAGAGCUAAAUUUACCAAUAGCCUUAACUACAAUUUCCAGAAUUUGGGGUGGGGGAGAAAUGUGCUAUGCCAAACACUGACACUGAUCUCUGUGUCCACAGUUAUUAAUGCAUUGUCUCAGCGCUAUGUUUUGCAAGCCAAUGACCAAAAGGACCUGCAGGACUGGGUGGAGGCACUAAAUCGGGCCAGCAAGAUCACGGUAGGUUUGCCCAGUGCUUUGGGUAUCUUUUUGGUGUUCAGUGGAAAGAAGGGGUCAUGUUGGUUUCCUUUUACUCAGGCUUUAAUCUGGUUGGAAUGUAGGGAUUUCUUUCCUUUCCUUUCAGCUGAAUUAUGUGGGCAUCUUGGCCAAAAUCCUAAAACAUAAUUGAACAGGUGGAGUUCAUUAACUUGGGGGAAGGGGAAGGAGAGGGGUCUGUACUCUCCUACAGGGAGUAUGUCUUAUCUUUCUCUCCCCCCCCCCAUUAUUCUUUUAUUCAUCCUGAUUAGUUUGCAGGUAGAUCAGACAAUGUUACCUAUUAAAUGAGCAUUCAUUCUGAUUUGCUUAUGGGGAAGUUAAACAACAUUGCAUCAAAGCAAAUGUUAUUCCACACUUUACUUUGCUGUCAUUUACCUUAUUGCAAAAAAUGUGGCCUUUGAGGAAGUGGGUUUGUUGUACAAGACCUCCCACUCAUAAUUGUUGAACCAAUUUUUGCUGGUAUAUGACUGAAUCCCAUCUGAAAACACUGAUUAUCUGGAAGUGCCCAAUGUAAAAAGGCAGUGUAGAAAGUCUUUAAAUAGUAAAGUAAGAAGUAAUAACAAACAGGUUCCUCCUCCACUUUUUCCUUAACAACUCACCCCAGGAAAUGCAAAAUAGAUAGAACACCCGGGACACAAAUAGGAAAAAGGCCCUAUAAGCUGUCAGUAUUUUAUAGCCUGAAAAGUCCUGUACUACCACAGGCAGGGAGGGGGGCACCCACAGCACUUUGUUACGCUUCCCCAGCCAUUUAUUCUAGUUAAAGUUACUUCAGGAGAAUUGAAAAAGCAACUGCAAUUGGGCACCUGCAGACCAGCAAGGCUGAGCAAUUUUACAAAUUGCAUGGAUUUAGAAUUUAUUCAGAGUAAUUCUGAUAGGUGGGGUGAAUUUGCAGGUUCUGAAGAACUUGAGUUGGUUUAAUUGCCAUUCUCACUCACCUAGCAGAAAACAGGAACAGGAGUCCAGUAAGAAGAAAGAGGGGUUAGACAUUAGAGUAGCCUUCCCCAACCUGCCCCCCCCCCAGCUGUGCCCAACAUGUAGUAAAAGUUGUCCUUACCACUUGCCAGACCAAUGCCAAACCAAUCUGAGAUACCCUGGCAUGUGAUAAUUCUCCCCAGGGCAUUUUACCCAUCUACAUGUGUUCUAUAUGCCAUGAAAAAAUGGGCUGCUGUUAAUAUACCCUCUUUUCCAUGGUGCAUACAUUGAUUUAUACUAUAAACUGUGAUCUUUGGAUGAAAGGCAGCAUAUACAUCUAAUUUGUUGUUGUUGUUGUUUACAGAAUUUGAACAAGCUUGGCCCUGUAAUUCAUGACAUGAGAAAAGCAAACAUUUGUUCCUAGUUAGCAAAGAUAGGGAACCUGGGGUCCUCCAAAUGUUGUUGGACUACAACUCCCAUCAUGCCCUGACCAUUGACCAUGCUGGCUCGAGUUGAUGGCAGUUGGAGUCUAACCAUCUCUGGAGGGCCACUGGUUUCCCAUUUCUUUUGUAAGAGUUGUUCUAAAAACAACAACAACCUAUAAAAGAACUACCCACAUUUUUGGUGUGAUCACCUGGAAGCGGUGUAUUGUGUAAAUUUAACUCCCUGAUGGAGGGGGAAGACACUCUCUUUUGCUUUAGUGGUGACAUGUAUAUGGAACCCGAAACUUCUCUAGCCGAACCUAGGAAGCCCCUUGCUUUAGGGGCCAGCUUAGAGGGAUGUUUCCUUCUCUCCAUGAUGGCAGGUGUUUGCCACAUCAUAUGGAACCUUGGGUUGAGGAUGCCAUGCUCGGUGUGUUGAUGGCUCUGGCAUUGGGGAAGUGUGUGUGGUGCAUCUUGUAUCACUACCAACACCUGCGGUUGGAAGAUCAAAUGCCUCCUGCCUGCUGCCUUUUGACUCUCCUCCUGCAUAGCUUACAUUAGACCUGUUGCCAAGCUGCAGCUGCAGGGAUCUAAGCCUGUGGUUUUUUUGUCCAGCUUCCUUGGAGACGGGCCAGUGGCUCCCCACUGAUCAAUAGGGACGGAAAGUUUUCCUGAAAGGCAGCUUGUGUGCCAUAUAGCAGUUACUCUCUGCCAUUGGUUGCGUUUGGAGGCCUAGAGGCAUCUUCUAAGAGCAUUGGGGAGAUGCACAUGGGCUGUGUAGCAAAGGACAAGUCGAUCAGUUUCGGUGUCUCAUUUUUCUUGUCUUAGAAUCAGGCCUCCACAUUUUUGAAGCAAUUUGUGUGUCUUUUUAAAAAAACCACUCUUGAAAAUCCAUCAGCAUUUUUAUGUGAAUUUUUCCUAUUAAACAUAUUGUUGUGUGCAAUUUUGACUCACACACACAUCUUUGAAAGUAAUUUCCCAUAAUAAAAUUCAUUUUUGCAUGUUGUUUACACUAAAAUAGGGUGGGUUGGUUUUGUGGGGGGGUUUUUGCACACUUUCCCCUAAUAUGAUACAUUUUGUACUCACUGGUUGGUUGGAGUAAUUUAGAGUAGUAUGAGGUUUGCAUAUUGGUUCAAGACAUGCAAAUUAGGUGGCUUCCCAUUGAAAGGCAAAGAAAAUCAAGGUGUCCCCCCCCCCUAUCUUGGGUCCCAAUUGCACUAUACAUUUAAAGCAGUAUCAUAGCUGUUUAAGCAGUCAUGGCUUCCCCAAGGAAUCCUGGCGUCUGAAGUUUGUUAAAGGUGCUGAGGGUUGUUAGGGGACCCUUAUACCCCUCAAAGAGCAACAAUGCCCACAGUGGUUUAGGGACCAAUCCCUCUUCACAGGGAAUGCUGAGAACUGCCGCUCUGUGAGGGCGAUAGAGGUCUCCUGUCAACUCCGCCACCCUGCAAGGAGAAGGGGCAGGAAGUGUUUUUUGGUAGAGCUCUGUGGGCAUGGCUUAUGCCCCACUUGCCAGAAUGGUUGGCCACUGGUGCCUUAAAUACAGGGAUGACUUGACAGCAACUUGACUAAAUUCCCCAUAUCCACUCACCCUGUAAAAUCGCUGUGCUGCUUCUGAAACAGGAAGAUGUGCUCCUAUUACAUGCUUGUUUCCUGUUUCCCUGUCCAUGAGGGCUGGCUACUUCCCCUUCAGCUGGCCAAACUUGACUCUCGAAAACUGGUUGCUGUUUUGGAACAUGGAUUAUUAUCUUAAGAACUGAGAAAUGAAUAUGAAAGGAAGCCUUUUUAGAUUCCUAAAUCUAGGCAACAGGGACUUCCUUUGCACGCUGUGUUAUGGUUAGGCAUACAUCUAAGAUGUAUUAAAUGUGAGCACCAAGUGGGGGCAAAGUUGUGUUUGCAAAUAUGGUGAAAUAACUCGGAGUCAAGAGUGGAUUUCAUGCUCUUUAUUCAGCUCAUAGUGAUGAGGAGGAAUGGAAGUUCCCCCAGAAUGUCUGCUUUAUAUAAAUUAUUUACAUAAUGGGUCCCACGUGAUUGGCUAAUUCUGGGAUUCUCCUGCAGGCCAAUCAGGUUGCGGAUUCACUUCUACCUGGAGCUGGAUUGGGUGGCUCCUGCGGACCAAUCAGACUGCUGCAUUCUGAAUCCUAUUGUUCUAGGACCAAUCAGACUGCUGCGUUUUGGAUCCUAUUCAAUUCAGUACAUAACAUAUGUGUAUCAUUAAAACACCAGAGGAGAGCAGCCUCAGGCCUGGGAGCCAAACGUGGCCAGUUAGGCUUCUCUCUGGCCUGCUCAUCCCUUCCUCAAAGGCCUUUGACUGCUCAAAUGUGUCCUUGAAGUGUGAUAAUGCCAGGAGAGGGAAAUGUGUGUAGAAACCUCUGACUUUUGUCACCAUGUGGGCCCUGGAAGGUCGCCCAUGUGGGAAUAAGACCCUGACAGGCAUUUGCUAGGGUCAAAAUUGCCAAUAGCUUCUUCCCACACCAAGUGCAGGGUGAAGGUAAUUGCUCUUUGCCCAUCCCUGCAUUACUCUAUGGCCUGAGGGCCACGUGAGACCCUCACUCUAAUUUCGUGCAAGUGGCAGUGGGCAGGUAGGGGACAGGGGAAGAAGUUGACAGAAAUCAACAGUGCUCUCCAGCCACUUCCAGCCCUGUCCUUUCCCUCUACUGGCCCCAGCCCCAACCCCCAGCAGCAUAUAGCUCCAGGAAGGUCAAAAUCUGAUGAAAUGAGCCAUUGAUGAGCCUAAACUAGUGGCUUUGCUGAGAAGCAGAAGAAGCCUUCUGCUGUGAUGUUGCCUUCAUGCUGUGAUGUGUCUGGUUGGCCACCAUGGGGAAAAGAGUGUGUGGGAUUAGAUGGAAGCUUGCCUUUGUUCCAGCAGAGCCCUUUUAACCAUCUUAUGGGGAACUUGCAUGCAGACAGCCUCUGAAAUUCCUUCCACGUAUUGGCUGUUUGAGAUCAGUUCUGGAAUGUUAUGUACCGGACCAGCUGAGGCGGAGAUCUGGGUCACGUAGGUGUUAGCCUAGUAAAAGCCAGUUUUACCUGCCCAGCCCACAAAGUACCUUCACCUCUUUGAUGGAAGGUUGGAAAGUGAAUCCUCCCAGCAUUUGCUACCAGAUUGUAGAAAGUUCAGAAAAUAGAUACAUGAGUGGCUCCAUAUAAAAAUAUGGAAGUUGUAGCAAGCUUGGUGUGAGCUCAAUGUUGGAAACAGAGUAAGAUACUAAUUUAAGAAGAAUGGCUGUAGAAAUCAUGGGCAGUUCUGUCUAAUUUAAUACAAGGGAAUUUUAUUAUUAAUUUAUAUAACGGUUACUUCAAUGCAUUUUAGAAUUAGGCAUAGUGAAGCCUAUUGAAGGUGGUGCAAUUAAACAAGACUUGGGGCUCAUCCAGACUUCCCACCACUUUCCCCCAGGGAAACCCAAUCUUUAGCACUCAGAGUAAACGUCAAUCAGGUUUUCUCCAGAUUGACAUUUGCCCCAAUUUAAAGCAAAAGGGUAGGUUUUCCUGUGGCUUUUUUUCAGGGGGAACUCACCGGAACUCAUUUCUGGCCCUGUCAGGUGCCAUUCUACGAGAAAGAAGGAGGUGCUCAUGGUGAGUUCUAGCACCUCUUUUGCUAGAAAAAUAGCACUAGGAAAGGAGCCAGGGAAGGGGAAAACCACUAGGACCCAUGCCUAGAAAGUGUGGGUCAAGCAGAAGUGAAAGCAAGGCACUUUGGGAAGGAGGCGUGAGGCUCUGACAGGGUCCGAGAGUCCUCCUUCCUCCUUCCCAAAUGCUAGUUUGUGCAUUCCCAGCUUUGGGAAAGAGUUGGGAGGGCUCUAGGACCCUGUUAGAGCCUCACAACACCUUUCCAAAGCCCAGCCAGCCAGUGUGGGGACUGGAGGGAGCAUAAAAUUUUGACCUCGCUCCCCACUGCCUGUGUGACAAGGCUGUGGUAUGAAAAGUUGGACCAGGGCUGAAGUACAAAGACAUCUUUGCUAGUGCUGGAAAGAUGAUAUAUAGAUCCCAUUAAAGAGUUCUGGGUCUUUAAAAAUGUACAAUUUAAAAAUACUAUCAAGAAUGUGCAACACAUAUGCAAGAUUCCAUAAAUCAGAUUUUGUGCUGGGGUGGGGGCUCUUGUGUCAUUCAAAUCCAACUAGUCCAUCUGUCAAAAAAUAUUCGAGCAAAAUAAUUUGAUCUUAAAGCACAACUUUUUUCUUUAGUACAGGUAUAUCAUGCAAAUAAAUGCAGCCCAUUAUUUCCAGUAUGCCUCCCUAUUUCAAAGUGGAGUACUGCAGGAAUUCUACAAAUCAGCUGGACUCUUUGCUGGUCUUGGAUAGAGCAUGAGACUCUUAAUCUCAGGGUCAUGGGUUUGAGUCCCACAUUGAGCAAAAGAUUCCAGCAUUGCAGGGGGCUGGACUAGAUGACCCUCAUGGUCUUUUUCAACUCUAUGAUUCUAUGAAAUCCUUGCUGAAUGGAAUUUCAUAUACAUUCUCAGGUGUCACUCUAGCAAUUGAUAAAAGCACUUCAAAAAAGGGUACAUUUGGAGGGAUUUAGAAGGAUGCUGUCUCUUGUAGCGAGAGCCUGGCAGAUUUUGAGAAGGCAGUUGUUUGGUUUUGGGCACGAGACAUAACUUGUCCUUUUCUCUCUCUUAGGUUCCAAAGGGUGAAAGUUUCCCUCCAACUGCAGAAGUUGUCAAGCGUCCCUACAGGACUGAGAUCAUUGGUGGGGUGGUUGUGCAGACGCCAAUCUCAGUCAACCAGGUGAGAAGGGAAUGGCUGGUCAGCCAAAUCUGUUGCUUUGGAGAAGGGAUGGAGAUGGAGAAGUUUACAGCAUUUUUUUACAGCAUUUCUACCCCACUCUGCAGCCAAAAAGGCCCCCAGAGUGGCUUACAUAAGACCAGUUUAAAAGCACACAGCCUGUGCCUGCAGCCUUACAAUCUAAAUACAUAGCACAAAAGGAAAAAGGUAUGAGGAGGGAAGGAGAAAAUAAGCAAACUUGGGCCCAGACAGGGCUUGUGGAGGCCUGGUGAACAUAUAAUACGUAGGCAUGAGUCCUUCUAAUAAUGGGUUGGUCCCUUGACCCUGAUCAAAGAUUCCAUGGAGCCAUGGUUUUGUUUCCAGAAGGGUAGUUGCAUGUAAUGAUCUCAGGCAGGCAAGCAAGCCCUGAUAAGAAUUAACAAGUCUCUGGCAGUUUUAUGGUACGUUUAUUUAUAAAUUACAUCCAGAGCGUGGCUCCCAGCCUGCCGCACUUGGAUGCAAGUUGGUCACUCUGAGUCUCCGCCCCUGUCACAGCACGAAGGGCACCAGAGUCCAGUCCUUCCUCUCUUGCACUUCUGUUGCAUUUUAACCCAUUCAGCUCUUCUGGUUCGGGGAGAAGGUGAGUGGAAUUCCACCCCCACCCACCCCGCUCUUAAAAGAAGAGCCUUCUGAACGCUGUUUCUCACCUGGUUGCAUAGCAACCUCCUCAAUGCCGUCUAUCUCUUCCCCUCCCUCUGCCUGCGAGCUCUCCGAGUCUGCUGCUCUAUCGGAGUCUGGAAACUCUUGGUGAAGGGGGGGGGCAAGCUAACCCACUCCUGCUCUGUCUGCAUUCUUUCAUCUUCAGAGUUUGACUCUUCCCAGGCGUUCGAUUCAGUCACGUCCCUGACACUGCAUUAGUCAGUCUUGUGGCAAAAGUAAGUCUUGUGUCACUUUAAAUUUUAACACAUUUAUUCUGGCAUAUGCUUCAAUGGACUGGAGUCUUCUUUGACUUCAGGUGCAGAUAAUUCUAUUAUGAGUUGGGGGGGUCAGUCAGGAUGAUACCCUACAUCCCAAAGUUGUAGUCCUGUUUAUGUGGGGUAGAAUCGAUAAGAGGACACUGACCCAACCAGUCCCUUAGUUAAUAGUUAACCAGUUAAUACUGUGAUUAAUAAUAAUAAUAUAAAAUUAUUAUGAUUUAUGAGUCUGCAGAGGUUGCCCUAGAGACAAAUGGUUGCCUCACCCAGGAUGGAGAGCAAUAGGUAAAGGGGGCACUGUGCAUGGGGCGGGGGCCAGUGCUGGAAGCUGGAGACACAUAGACAUGUCUUGUUCCGUGCUGGGCUUGGGGCUAAUGGGGAAGCAAGAUCUGUUGGAGUGGUGAUGCUGCAAUCCCUUCCAUCCUGUGCUUGCAUUGCGUGCAUGUGUACACAAAACAAUACGUCCUAAAAGACACCACAGUCUGUGCUGACUUGCAUUCUAAAGAAACUGAACCCUGGGGAAGCACCCCUGGAGUCUCUCACCACUCAGAGAUUGGGGCUUGCGUGCAACAAUGUGCACAUUGCUUUGGGUGGAAAUGUAAGCAGUGAGGGCAAUGCAAUGCAAAAAUUCAGGCAAUGACCCGGUUAGCUGGGAUGCAUGCCAAAAAAGCACAACAAUCUCUUGUAGUAGCAGUGAAGGGUGAUAAAGUGAACAGCAUGGCAGUGAGUCCUGAUCUGACUCAAGAGUGGGGAAGCUGUGGUCCUUCAGAUGUUGCCCCUUCCAACUCCCAUCAGCCAGCAGUCAGGGAUGAUGGGACUUGGAGUUCAGCAACAACUGGAGGGCCAAAGGUUAGCUACGGCUGCCAUGAGGACCUAAACAAAGCCCAGUAAAAUAAGUGCAAAGAGCCUCCCAGUGCAUCAUCUUAUUUCCCAAAGUGGUCAGCCAGGUGUUUCUGGCAAGUUCCAGGUGAUGGAUGGUGCUGGCGGAUGCGACUGAUGGGAGCUGGAGUCUCGCAGCAUCUGCAGGGCUGCAGCUUCCCCACCGCCUGCUGGUACUUAGGCAUAAGCAAAACUAAGAUGAAAAUGAGACAUCCCAGCAAUAAUACCACCCUGCCCAACCCUUGGGCAUCACAAAAUCUGGGGCGUAGCAGCUGCUUUGCCUCCUUGCCAAAUGGCCUGUCAUGCCUCAUUAACUUGCCAGAGAAAAGUGUGCCACCCUCCUCUUUUUAGCAGUGUGUGCCUUUUUUUAAGAGGAAGCUGCUCAUCCUGUGAUGCAGGAUUCAGAAGGUUAGGGAAGAGACUGGAGGAGCAGGAGCGUUUUCCUUUGAGCCAUGACUUGAAAUGUGGCUAGGAAGCAAAAAGAACACAGUGGUACCUGCCAAAUAAUGUUGCCAUGCAGAGUGCUUCUCUCCAGGAAGCCAGCAGCCAGGUCUUUCUCUAGAAAGCACUUUUCCUUCCUGUUCCCCCUAGUUUUCCAUCCCCCCCCCCAUGCCUACUGGGCAGGUGCAGAAUGCCUUCACCUUUACUAGUUGUGGAGAAGAUGGAAUUUUAGCAGGUGUAGUUUGCAUGACAAGCUACACAUCUCCUCAAAUACGCUGUUCUAUUCUUCUCCUAUUGUGGUUUACUUAUAUGCUGCUUUUUGGCUCAGUGGGCUCCUAGUCAUGAACUGUGUAUUGAUACAGUGAAACCGGGGUUACCUGGGGGCCACUCCUGGAGGCACAGGCAUGUGCAUCUUGCAGAGACCUUCCCUGGCGCCAGAGAGUCACAUCCCCCAGCUGAAAUUAGGCUCAAAAGAAGCCUUCUUUAGCCAACAGAAGCCGUCUUUACAGUAGCCAAGAGUUGCAGCACACCUGUGGUGCACACAACAGUUUGCAAACGUUCCCAUAGGUCCCAAAAGGUUGCCGACCCUUGCAAUAGCAAAUGCAGUAACCCAGCCAGAUGGGUGGGGUAUAAAUAAUAAAUUAUUAAAUUAUUAUUAUUAUAGUACAAUUAAAGCGCAAUACAAAAUUACACACACUGUAGGGAUCAUCUAUGCAGUUGUUGAAGAUGCAGAUUCUGUGUCCUUUCUCUCUGUGUCUAUCUUUUACCUGGCCAUCUUAGCAUUCAAACAAGUGGUUCAGUGCCAGGAAGGACUAUCCUGUGUACUUUUGCUGAACAUGUAGAUUGACUUCUGGUUCUAUAUCCCAGUAUCCUAAUUACUGGCUUUGCUGGCCUGUGGUUCUCGGGCUGCUAUCCACCCUGAUCCCUCAGGACAGGGCAGGAUAGGGCAUGAAAGAAACAGUGCCAACCAACCCAAUAGGUACAGAGUACUUGAACUACAAGAGGAAGUCUUUCCAGCUUUUCAUUACAGCUGUUGCCAGUUGCAUGUCUCCCUUAAUUAAGGCUUGGCCCCACAUGUUUAAUUAAAUGGCUUGGCUGUGCAUAUCACACACUCACUCAACCUCUAGAUGCUCUGCUCCAUUCUGCUGAGAACAAACAGCAGGUAUCCAUAGUUUCUGUGUCCAAUUAGCAGAGCCAGUUUAAUUGCUGACCUGUGACUGCUUUGCACAAAAGUAGAAUGAGAUGGUAGAGAAUCAUAGAAUCAUAGAGUUGGAAGAGACCACAAGGGCCAUCGAGUCCAACCCCCUGCCAAGCAGGAAACACCAUCAGAGCACUCCUGACAUAUGGUUGUCAAGCCUCUGCUUAAAGACCUCCAAAGAAGGAGACUCCACCACACUCCUUGGCAGCAAAUUCCACUGUCGAACAGCUCUUACUGUCAGGAAGUUCUUCCUAAUGUUUAGGUGGAAUCUUCUUUCUUGUAGUUUGGAUCCAUUGCUCCGUGUCCGCUUCUCUGGAGCAGCAGAAAACAACCUUUCUCCCUCCUCUAUGUGACAUCCUUUUAUAUAUUUGAACAUGGCUAUCAUAUCACCCCUUAACCUCCUCUUCUCCAGGCUAAACAUGCCCAGCUCCCUUAGCCGUUCCUCAUAAGGCAUCGUUUCCAGGCCUUUGACCAUUUUGGUUGCCCUCCUCUGGACACGUUCCAGUUUGUCAGUUUCCUUCUUGAACUGUGGUGCCCAGAACUGGACACAGUACUCCAGGUGAGGUCUGACCAGAGCAGAAUACAGUGGCACUAUUACUUCCCUUGAUCUAGAUACUAUACUCCUAUUGAAGACAGUGCCACUUUAGACUGCAGGGAGAUGCCAUUUUUUAAAGCAUUUCUUAGUUUAUUGAAAGUGUUUUUACCCCUCUCUUCAGUCCCAGGUCACUUUUAAAAGAUGAGUAUAUAAGACAGUCCCUGCCCUCAGGCCCACAAUCUAAAAGACAGGACACAAAAAGGAAGAGGAACUGUGAGACUGUGAGGUGGAAAUCAAACUCAGGCCCUAGUUCUUUGUCAUGUCCCGAUGGAAUGAAGUGGAGGAGCCAAAUGUCGCUGAGCUGAGUUGCUUCUUCUCAUGCCCAUGCUGAAGCCUGAUGGAAUAGGUGCUGCCAGGUGACCUUUGAUGGAAGAAGCCUCGAUAGAACGGGCUUCUUAGCUGAGCUGACAGGAGCCCAGCUUUCAAGCUCUUCCUCUUCUGCAGCCUGGUGGAAUGGCUGCAGCAAGGCGGCAGCUGAGAAGGACAGAGGAAAAGCCUGAUGGAGCUGGCUUCUCAGCAGAGCCAAAUGAGUUGAGCAUCUAGCUUUUCAAACAUAGUGCAAUUCUACUUCUUCCCUCUCUGAGCUGUGGGAAGAAGUAGGAAACAGGCAAGGAAACAGGCCCAUGCGGCAUGGCCACUGUCACCCUAAGGUAAUCACUUCCAAGAAAAUAAUAACAACAAUAAAACCACCACAUCCAUGAGAGAGCUUCCAGCCCACUGCUAGAUUUCCACUUGUGGGGAAUGUUUUACACAAGGGAGCAUUCAAAAAUAAUUCCUACCACAUGCUCUUCAAAAAAGCAUGCCUGUUGCCUGCUUUGCUGUCCUUCCGGUGACAGAGAGAGACCUUUUAUUUCCCCCGGCUUUUAGUUUUAGGAUGGAAACUGUUUUAUUAACUGCUGCUGUUGCUUUGUAUUGUUGUAAACAGAUGUUUCCUCCUCCCCAUGUCCAAUGCUCUGCGCUGCUGUCAAGGUCUGGCCAGCUUGAGUGGGAUUGUGGAGAAUCCCACUCCACAAUCCCACUCCUAGCUCUUCCCCAACAUGGCACAGACACUGGGGAGGGGUGCUUUGUUGUGGGCCCUUCAGGCCAGGGGAGCCUGGUGCCCCAGUGGAGCACGUUGGCUACCUAAAAUGUGCCACACAAUGGCGCCCAGUGUCUGCCCCAUUUUUCCUUUGGGGACUGCAUUUAUUCAGAAGCAAUAAGCAGGCACUCACCCAUGAAAUUUAUGCAGCCAGCAAAAGCCCACUUUCUUCUUUGAAGAGCGAAGCCUUUGGCUCCCAUUCUGUAGAAGUCAAAGCUGCAUCAGAAGAACAGUUUGCUUUAUUCACUCUCUCUUUAGCCAAGGGGAGCUUGUGAAAGCCUAGUGUUUUGUCACUGGCUUAUUUUUCCGCAUUUCUGUUAAUUGUGGGUGAAAAAAUUCAUUUCCCAUGUCACACACCACUUCUCUCUUUCUCUUCCCUUCCCUUCCCUUCCCUUCCUUUCCCUCCCACUCCAUGUGGCAAGGAAGCUGUUUUCUCAGGUCGGUUUUGUGCUUUGUGGCAUCCUUAAGUGGUGUUGUCCUGAAAGGGACCCCAGAAUCCCAAUUUUAGCCAGUACACGAUAACAAGAUUGGGCCAGGUCUCUGGGAAAUUACAAGCAGACCUUGCCCUGAUGGUUUCCAGGACCAGUGGCUUUAUUUGGAAAGGACCGCUUUAUUCACCAGGUUGGGAUGCUAGAGGAAUUUAUUUGUUUGCAAAUUCCACUCAAACUAAUCUGAUCUGUAAUUCCAGACUAAUAUGCACACAAUAAUGCAUAUCUGGAUUUCACACUCCUCAAAAUUUUGCAAUGCAAUUAUAGCCUCACACACAAAACUCCAAACUGCUUAUAAAAAUGUUUGUUUUAAGAUAAAAGUAAUGUUUAGAAAUGUUUGAGAGAGAAUACAUAUUCUAAUUUGAGUCUUCCUGCAAUUCUUGUUAUAAAGUUACAAUAAAAAAAAUUUAUAUUAGAUCUUUUCAAAAAAUUGAUUUUUGGGAGAGAAUACAUCAUUUAAAGAUGAUUUUUUUUGUGCAAUUAUUAAUUAUUAUUUUAAAAUUUAAUCCAAAUUUUGUGUUGUUGUUUUUUAAAAAAUAAAUUUUAAAAGUUUUAUUUUAACAACUGGAUGCUGUGUCCAUCCCUGUCCCCAGGAAAAGGCAAAUGACUGGAUUAUUCAUACAAGGCCCAGUCAUUCCAGGAGCUUUGUUCUGCCACCACUGGGAGCUGGAGUUACACACUUGCAUUCCCUUUCAUGCCCAGAGAGGGCGCACAGGCAUAGGCAAUUUAUUAAGCUAGGAAAAUGCUGGGUAUCACUUUGUAUCCCAUCCUAUUGUUGCAUGCACCCAGUCUCCAAACAGCGAAAGACUUCAGGGGUUCCAGUGCUUUUGCAGGGUUUGGUUUCCUUGGAAUGAAGAUCAACGGAGACUGUGGUAUCCUUAGGAUUUAUGGUUUUGUUUACAACCUGACCAUAAGAUGGAAGGGCUCACAGCAUUAGCACUGCCAAAGAGCUUGCCUCCCAUUUCGGUUCCCAGGGAGAUCUCCGAACCAUGAGCUUUGGGUCCAGCAUGGAGCAAGACGAGCCUCUGUGCUGCCAGCUUCCAGCACUGGCCAAAGCUCACGCACAAAGCACAAGCUAUUGCUCUUCUACCUUACAAGGUGGUGUUGCUUCCAGUUGGGUGAGGUGGGAGAGGAAGGUUGCACCCAUUUGUCUCUAAGGCAACAGGGCAGCCUCUCUGGACCUGUAAAUGGUGGCAAUUAGCUGGUCAGCUGAGGACACUAUCUUACAAAGGAACGGAUCUGACUGGCUCAGCGGCCUCUAAUGCUAGUUUUGAAAUCUCCUCGAUACAGAAUUACAGGCCUUGAUAUAAUCCCAAUUGACGUCACUCAGUCCAAGGUCUCAUACCAUUCUCAUGUCUGAGUUAGGCUGACCGAGAAUGCCUGGCUCUGAGUCACCCAGGGAGCAUUGUGGUUGUGCAUGGAUUGGGGACUCCGCUUCCUUGUCCCCAAGGCCAGCAAUCUCACCACUGCGCUGGGGGUAGUGGUGGCAGACAUCAGGCUUGCAGGAUCUACAAACUCCACAGGUCCACCCACCAGACCCAUGUUCAAAAUAGUGGUGCGGGUGGGGCGUGCUCACUUGAAAGCAGCAGGGAGUCUCUGAGCACAUGCACACCCAGCAAUUUGUUUUUCAGUAUCAGUCCUUCUGCACAAAAAUCAGCUCCUGGUUUCCACCUAAACUUGGUUUGAUUCAGCAGCCUAAUUUGGAAGAGGAAAAUCUUUCAGUUGUUGGUAUUGUUAAUAAUCUGGGAGUCAGAAGCCCUUGUCCGAUGGAGUGCAAACUGCUCCCAGCGCUCCCUUCUGCACCGCCUUGGCUUGGCUCUCAAUUAAUUUUAUCCACAUAAAUGACCAUAAAGAAGGGGCAAACUGGGCCAGAUGCCAUUUAUUCAGGAAGCAGUGGUGCCAUUACAUGAGUGGAUUUUGCAGACUGAUGCAAACUGGGACCCUGGAGUUAGGAGUAGCAGGCUUUAUCCCUUUGCUUCCUGCUUCCACCUAUUUCAGGAAAGAGCUCAGUUAGGCCAUCUGCUCUGCCCCAAGUAGGACUGGGAUAGACCCCUGUCUGCAACCCCAGAGAGCUGCUGCCCAUCAGUGUAGACAGUACCAGAUUAAAUAGACCAGUCAUCUGGCUUGGUACAAAGUUCCUAUGCUGAAGUAGGAAUCGGCUGCUAUUUGAAUUGUGGGGAAGAGGGAGCUCUCAUUUAUAGUAGGUAAGGAGUAAGGCACCUAUUAACCUCCUGCCCCCACAAACCACGGUCCCAAUCCUGACCAAGGCCCCUAUGCCUGCAGUUUACUAAUGACGAAUUGCAUACAAGUGUUGUAUAUAGUUUGACUCUUGGGGUCUUGUGUGGCAGUUAUGGGACUUUGGCAAAACAGAUGACCAGUGUUCCUUUCCUGUCCAGCCUCAGUGGCAGCCUGAUUCUUGGUGUGUGUGAUUUCUCCCUGCUCCCCUUCUCUCGUAGAAUGGAGGGGAUGGCUCCGAAAGCGGCGAGCCAGCAGUGCAUCCUCUUCUGAAACGGUCCCAGAGUUACAUCCCCAGUACCAAAACGCCACCUGGGCCACCUGUCCUCAAGAGCGGCUACUGUGUCAAGCAAGGGAAUGUGGUAGGUCUCUGCCCUUGCCGGCCUUGGUGAUGAAGUGGUGCUGGGUUUUAAAACCUGGUGCUUCCGUUGUGGGUGAUGAAAUCGUCCAGUGAGGCUCGGGGCGGGGGGGGGGGGACUGAACAUGAAGGUGGUUGUGGUGACUCCUGGAGAGAAUUCCAGGUAGCCCCACAGCAUUUUGCUGCCUGAGAUGGAGUAGCAAACAGUGUCAGGUCUCUAGGGAUGGGGAAGAAAUCCGUUUUGGUUCACAUCUGACGCUGAGCCCACUUAAUUUGCACUAUCUGAAAUAUUGCAUACCAAAACACAGUGUUUCUUUUGAAAUUUUGAAAUUCUCUGAGUUUUGCAAUGACACUCUCUAGCCAGGCAGUGUGCACAAAAAUGCAUAUACUCAGGUAAGGUGUGCAGAGAAAUGCACAUACGUUAGUGGGGGGAAAUGUGAAAGUGUAUAUUUGGCAAAGUUAAAUAAAAACAGUGUAUAUUAGGAGAGAUUUGCACUAAAAUGCUGAUAAAUCUUUAUGAGGACUUUUAAAAAUGCAUUUUACAAACUCAUGAGGUAAUGUGGAGAACUGAACUGAAGACUGAGAGAAAGUGAAACUGAGAAAUUCACCUAUCUGUAGCCCCCACCCCACCCCCUCAAGUUAUAGUCAUGGUACCUAAGUUAUCUUGGCACCUGAGACAGCACAUUUCAUAAGCACCUCCCCUCCUCAUCUGGCAGUAAAAAUACAUCAAUAGUAAAUUUAAAAUAGCUACCAGUUUUCUGUCAUUUCAAGACAAAAACAUUCCACCUGGGACAGCUGCCACAUCCUGUCUAAUGGUAGGGCCGGACCUGUGAGAGACCCUUUUGAGUGGAUACGCUGGCCUCCAAUUCCCAUCAGCCCCAGUCAGGAAUGCUCAGAGUUGUAGUCCAACAACAUCUGCAGGGAUUCCCCCAGUCCCGAUAGGGGUCAGGCCAAGGGUCUGGUUCCCAUGCUGUCCUCUGCUUGUCCCCAACACUGACCAUUCAGAGCCUCUGUACACAAGGGCUCUACUUUGUUAUUAUGCCUGUGGGUGAGGAAUCCCAUCCCGAAACUAUCCAUUCUUGUACGUUGUUUUGAAAAGCUAUCUAACCUGGUGGCAGCAAAUCACACAGGUUAAGUCUGUAUGGUGCAGAGAGCAAGAUCACAGGCUCUUGUGAUGUGGAGUGUUUGGGACAGCUGUGGAAGACUUUGAUAGAAUAUAUCAGCAUCCAAAAGCGGUUGUUUCUGUCUUUUAGAGGAAGAGCUGGAAACGGCGGUAUUUCACCCUGGAUGACUUUUCCAUCAGUUACUUCAAGUGUGAGCAGGUAAGCCGAGGGCACCAACCUUUUUGGACCAGUGGGCACAUUUUGCAUUUUGAGAGAGUGCUUCGGGUGCCAGUCACAAAAUGGCUGUGAUGGGGCAGGUGCACCACACAAAUGGGCUGCCACAAGGAACAUGGCACAGCGCAAAACUAGAGAAACAGCCACCCUUGGCAUCCUGCCCUUCCUCCUAAAGACAGCAACAGGGAACGUUCCUACUAAGAAGAAUGUACUGGUUGGCUACUCCACAUUCGCCUUCAUUUUUCAGAAAUUGCUUAAAACGUAACUGCACAUUUUGCUCUGUAACUUUCUUUCUAGAAGGGCUAGAGCAGGGGUAGUCAACCUUUUUAUACCUACCACCCACUAAUGCAUCUUUCUUGAUGGUAAAAUUUUCUUACUGCCCACCAGUGCUCGAUGGAAGAAGGAUUCAGCUUGUGCCAUAGAACCCCCUACCACCCACCUAGAAUCCUGAAAUGCCCACUAGUGGGCGGUAGGGACCAAGUUGACAACCCCUGGGAUAGAGACUUGAUUUUUAAGUUUAAUUUUUUUAAAAAGCUUAGAGUCAGAGUGCAUCAUUGAAAAGCUUUGCAGGCAUUGUGUUCCGGCUGCUGCAGGAGCCAGAGUGGUGACCCCUGAGGGAAGCCAGGCUGCUGUGCCUUUUGAGAAUUGCCAUUUGCUCUUGGCUGCUCUCGUGACUGGUGCAAGGGGCCCCAGUUCCUUCAGGACAAAUGCCUGUUUUCCAUUAAGCAAAAAAGGGAGGCUGAUGUGAAUCUGCUAUGUCUGUGGUGGGAAACUGCCGGCCACAACUCCUGUGCAUGGUGGCAUCAGGUGCAGGUGUAGUAAAGCUGCAACUGGGCUGAAAGUGGGUUUGUGCUGCCCGUCAUCUGACCAGAGGUGCCUGCAAAGCUCUGCACACAGUUUGUUUAGAAAUGGCGCGGGCCAGAGCAGUUCCCCUGAUGACACUGUGACCUCAGCGGCUGGGCCACCUGCCAAAGAGCCCAAGGAGGGUGGGUGGGAGAGAGAAGGGUCUGGUCGGCAAACUGGAUCUCAUUCUCCACCCAUGCUGUGUGACUGCUGUGAGGGAGUCAGGUUUGGACAAUUGAAGAUUAAGGUGACUAAAAGGGAAGUUGCUUUAUGGUCAUAAGCACCAAAGAGGAAUGCUGCUGUUUCAGGCUAAAGGUACAUCCAGCUAAGAUCCUUUUCUCACUAUGGGCAGCCAGAUGCAAGCAGGCAGGACAUAAGCACAGCCAUGCUUUACAAACUGUGCUCCCAGUAACUAUUCCUGGGGGUUGCAUGCAGCCAAGUCAUGACUAGCCACCAUGGAGAAGCCUUACACUCGGUAAAUGUUUCGAACCUCCUUUUCAAGACAUCCAGUUGGGCAACUAUCACUACAUCUUGUGGUAGUGAAUUCCUUCGUUCAACUCAGCGCUGUGCAAAGGAGUUUUUCCUUUUGUCUAUCCUGAAUCUUCCAAUACUUGGCUUCUAGCCCAAGGUCUAGAAAAGCUUCUGUUGCCUCUUUGUACAGCUUUGUACAGUUCUAUCAUGUAUACACAAGCCCCAUAACUUAACUUUUUUCCUACUAAAAUGCUCAAAAGUUGUAACCUUGUUACUCUUGCCACCAGCUCCCCAGAAGCUCAUCUGCCAACUCAAUGGCUCCAUUAACUGCUCUUGCCUAGAUUUUCUGCUCUCAUUGCUGACAGUUCAACUACCUGGCAUCUGUUUUGCUUGUCUCCUCAGGACAAAGAGCCGUUGCGAUCAAUCCUCCUGAAGGAUGUGCUGAAGACUCAUGAAUGUCUAGUGAAAUCCGGGUAUGGCUUUUGUUUCCAGCUGGGUUUUAUAUUUGGCAUUGGCACUUGGAGCCAACUUCUGCAGGUUCUGUCUGUGAGGACCAGUGAGACCCAAGGUUUUGGGGGCCCCAGCACCUUACUGGAGAGAUAGAGAUAGCGGCAGCCCCAAUUACUUGGCAAUUGCACAGGGAUGAAAAGCGGUAUAUACCCUGUAAAUAUGGGACUUUAAAAAGAAAGGAUCGCUGCUAAGAUUGGUAGGAAGAGCUCUGUCAUCCCUUUGCAGUUCCUCUCUUGCCCGACACAAAUGAAACUUCAGCUUGUCUAGUCAGGUGCCUCAUCAUGGAAUAGUUAAGGCUUAAAGUGGGGGGAGUGAUUUGAUUCAGAGGGGAAUAGAAGUUUAAACCCUCUCUCACAGACCAUGGACCUAAACCAAGUCUCUCUCAUUCCAUCUUCUUCUUCUUCAAAUUUGUAUACAGUUCACAAAAUAAAAUUACAAUAUAAAAACAUAAGAUACAUUAUAAAAAUAAGAACAAAAAACAAACCAAUAACCCCCCAAUACAUUUAAAUGUCGUUUUUGACUGGUGCCUAAAGAUGUAUAAGAGCAUUCCACAAAUGGGAGCCACUGCAGAAAAGGCCUGUUCUUGUGUUGCCGCCCUCCAGACCUCUUCUGGAGGAGGCACAUGAUGAAGAGGCUCAGAAGAUGAUCUCAGGGUCCGGGUAGGUCAUGCUGGGAAGGGAAACUUGGAAUUUCUGCAGGCAAAGCAGCUGUUCUCUCACUGGUGGUUGCAGGUUUAUUUUGUGUUCCAGAAGAUAACUUAAUAGUGUGGGAGAACUGUUGUUUUUUGCUGGCAUGUGUGUGCAUGUGUGUAUUCCUAUUACAUGGUGUGUUGCGCAGCGGUAAAUUAAUCAACACAGAAUCUUCUUCAUAAACCGAAUAAAACUUUUACUUAAGAAAAUAAACUUGUUCAGAAACAGCAUAGAUAAAGAGCAUACACAGAGUGCUCAUAGCAGCUAUCUGACUCUUCACAGAGACACAGUCAUAGUCACUGAUUAACCGGAGUCCUGGAGCCACUCUGUCUGCAACAAGACACACAGGCACAGGCACUACACUGGGCCUGCCUGCAAACAGGAUGCAAAUCUAUAGAGAGAAUGAGUCAUCCUGUAGAUGAGUCAUAAUGAUUCAGCAGUUUGCUGUUAACAGUUAGCAGUUAAUGAAUGAUUGUGUAGGCCUUGUAGUCCUUGCCUUACUGCUCCUGCUCUUAAGAACCUUUGUCUCAUGACAUGGUGCAUUAGCCAUUUAAUGUCUUGCCAAAGGAAUACUGCAACACUUUUGUAAAAUAACUCACGUAAAGAAGAAAAGUGUGGUGUCAACAGGUCGGCUUUUCCUUCUGUGUUUUCUAGUGAUCUUCUAAUGCGGGACAAUCUCUUUGAAAUCACAACGAGCUACAGGACCUUCUAUGUCCAGGUAAAAUACCCUCCUUACUGACCAGUGGAGACUUGGCAGGUAGGGCAGUUUUGGGGAAGCAUCCUAGGGGUUUCUUGGAGAGAAAAUCCUUUACGAAGUCUGGCAUCAGGGACCCUUUAAGACUCCUUUGCCUUCUUCCAGGUCAGAUGGCUGCAUUGACUGGGCCUGAUGGGAGUUGCAGUCCAAAACCAUCUGCAGGGCACCAGGUUGGAGAAUGCUGGCAUAAAGCUGGGAUGGGGGAAGAUGGCCAGGAGCUCUGGAAUCUCCUCAGCUUUCUCUGACUUCCUCUUCAGGGAGACUUAAGAAUUUUUCACUCCAUAAGAUGCACCUUACCAUAAGGCGCACCUAGUUUUUAGAGGGGGAAAUCAAGAAAAAAUAUUAUUUCCCCAGCCCCAAAGAGCAGCGGACAGGCUGCGCGCAACCUGUCCGCUUCUCCCAGAGCUUCUCGGGGCUGCUGGGGGAAGCCCGGGUUUCCCCCCCAGCCCCAAAGAGCAAAGCCAGCAGGAUCCCGCUCACUGUCCUGGCUUCCUCUGGCUUCCGGGAGAGGCUGUGCGUGGCUAUGGCAGAAGCCAAGACAGCAAGCGGAACCAUCCCCCUGGCUGCUUUAGCUGCGCACAGCCUCUCCGGCCGGGAGAAGCUGUGCGCAGCUAUGGCAGAAGCCAAGACAACCAGCGGGAUGGUUCUGCUCGCUGUCCUGGCUGCUUUAGCCGUGUGCAGCCUCUCCCGGCCGGAGAGGCUGCACGCGGCUAAAGCAGCACCCUUUAAGGAGUGUGCAGCUCCUGGGGGCUUUUCUCCUUGGGGCGUGCUCUUUAAAGGGUGCGCGGCUCCUGCGGGCUUUUCUAUGAGGAGGGAGAAGGGACUGACUGGCCGCAUCAGUCCCUUCUCCCUCCUGGGGAAAAGCCCACAAGAGCCGUGCGGAGCUUGUGUGCGGCUCUUGGGGGCUUUUCCUGCCUGCCUCCCCCCUGCAUUCGCACCAUAAGACGCACACACAUUUUCCCUUACUUUUUAGGAGGGAAAAGGUGCGUCUUAUGGAGCGAAAAAUACGGUACCAGCAGCCCAAAGAGCCUGGCUGACAUGUGGCCGACUGCUGUUCAGGCACCGACAGAUGUAGCAAAUGGGAAAGGGGAAACACGACCAAGUCUAGGGUUUUUUAGCUUUGGUCUCUCCCUGUCUAUAACAACCGAUAAUUCAUGUUUUAACUUUAUGUGGUAGCAUAUAAUGUAAAUCUGCAGCUAUAGAGGCUCCUGUGACAACUUUAUCCUUGAAGUUGCGGCACAAUGGAAUUGAUCUUUUAAUAAACACAGCAUGAAGGAUAAACCUUGACGGCUUUGCUGUUAAAGGCAUAAUACUUAUUUUCUGUCAGAAAUACUGUUUCAGGUUUAAACAAGAACUCUUACCUCCACAACAGAACUGCUUCUAUUAAGUCUAUUUCUUCCUAGAAUGGCUAUCUGCUUUUACUCUGCCUGUAAAACAUCUCUAGCCCUCUUCGCUCCACAUGAGGAAAUUAAAGCAGUUAAUUCUGCCCCACACACCCUUAGCUACUUCCCUGGACCAGGCCCUGCCAGUUAGAAUGCCAGCUUCUCUCUUUACCCUCUGGCCCGUUUCUCCUCCCUGCUGUGAUUGGCGAAGAGCCUCCAGGAGGAUGACCCAAUGGUCUGUCCAUCACACCAGGGUCUAGCUGCACCCCAGAACACCCCCCAGAAUAUCUCUGGGCUGCAUUUGACGAGUCAUAGUCCUCAGAAGACUCCUCUGUGUAGAGAUGGGGGAGAAAUGCGAUUCAGUUAAUGUUUAAAAGUAAACCUAGCAAAUUUACAUUUUUCUAAAACAGUAUGAGAACUGAAACACAGGCAUUCUUCAAAAUUUACACUUCUUCAAAUUUUGCAUUGCAGUUCUCCAGCCAAGUAGCAUGUAGGAAAAUGCAUAUAAUACAGUAAAGUGUGCAUAAAGCAGUGGCGGACUUUAGGCUCUCAAAUUUCAGCAGCACCCUGUUCAGUGCUAAAAUUUAGUGCCCCCCCUACCUCUUGCACUCUGUUCUAGAGCAUUGUUGUGUUGUCCCUGCAAUGUAGCACCCAGUACUGUACUGGUCACGCUCCCCUAAAACUGCCUCUGCGUAAAGAUACAUGUAUUGGGGGAAAUAACAUACAACAAAUAACAUACAUAUUUGGAAAGUCUGUGUUACGAAUAUAUACGAUAGAUAGAUAGAUAGAUAGAUAGAUAGAUAGAUAGAUAGAUAUAGAUAGAUAGACUGACUCAAUGAAAUUCCAUACAUAAAUGUGUAUAUUAGAAUAAAUUUGCACUAAAACGCUGAUGAAUUUUCAUGACUGGUUAAAAAAUACCACAAACCAAUGUGGAAAUGAGAAACUUGAGAGAAGCCAAAAUUGGCAAUUCCAUCCAUGCCUACUAUCUAACCAGAAUAUUUCUAUAGUGAUAAAUAUACAUCAGUGUGUAAAGGUAAAGGGACCCCUGACCAUUAGGUCCAGUUGUGACCGACUCUGGGUCGCUUUAUUGGCCGAGGGAGCUGGUGUACAGCUUCCGGGUCAUGUGGCCAGCAUGAUUAAGCCGCUUCUGGCGAACCAGAGCAGCGCACAGAAACGCCAUUUACCUUCCCGCCGGAGCGGUACCUAUUUAUCUACUUGCACUUUGACGUGCUUUCGAACUGCUAGGUUGGCAGGAGCAGGGACCAAGCAACGGGAGCUCACCCUGUCACGGGGAUUCGAACCACCGACCUUCUGAUCGGCAAGUCCUAGGUUCUGUGGUUUAACCCACAGCACCACCCGUGUCCCUACAUCAGUGUAUACUGGUCCUCAAGUGAUCAGCACACAUUAUGCAAUUUCAGAAUUGGUUCCCAGUUGGGAGGACUGUGUUUGUUUUUAAGUUUAUUUUUCUCUACAGUAAAUUUAGCCCUUAACAGUUAACUCUGGUCUUGCCCUGCCAAACAGGAUGCUUUGCUGACAACCUUUCAAGCAGAAAGGGUUGAGUGAGCUGAGACUUUAUACACAGUUUCUUUUUGGCCUCUGGGGCCCUCCAUACCAAGGGCAGCCUGCUUUUGCAGCUUUUCACUUCUCCAUUCCAUCAUAUUUAUAGUGAAAGUUAUUUGUGCAGGUGCAAAAGAGAACCAUAAAGAUGGGGAUUGUUCACAUGUACAGUGUGUGGUAGAGCUGGUCUAGGUCUUCUUUGAAGAAGACUUCUCCAUUUAUGUUUCCUGUGUUACGCACCGUUGGGGAGGAAGCUUCCUAAAUACGCAAUCCACCUGAAAGCUACUUUGUGCAAUCCCCAUGGACGUGAAUAGGAGAACUGUACAUUGGAGAACUGCACAGGUCAGCCAUUUCUAGUAGAGAUAGGGAACAACUGGCCCUCCCACCAUCUCUGCCCUUUGGCCACAAUGCCUAAGGCUUAUGAGAUUCGUGGUCCAAUGACACCCAGAGGGCAACAGCUUCCCUGUUUCCUGGCUUAGAGCCUUCAGCAGCAAGGAAAGUGGACAGAGUUGGGGUUUUGCACAGGGUGCUCAAGAGUCCAGCAUAUACCUCAAGCUGGGCAGGCUGCUCCCUGUAUGUGCACCUGUGGAGUCGUGCUAAGAGAGUCAGACUAGCCAAGGAGACCUGGGCUCAAAGCCCCACUCAACCAAGAGGCUCAUGGGAUGAUGUUGGAUGGGCUGAUGCUCUCUUUCAGCCUAACUUGUCUCACAGAUUUGUGAGGAUAAAAUAGCGGGGAAUCCUGUAUGCCGCCCUAUGAACAUAGGAAGAGCUCAAAGCCAAUGCUCAUUCGGCAUCCUGUUUCCUAAAGUAGCUUAUGGGAAGGAAGCCCACCAGCAGCCCUCUUCCACUUGUGUUCUCCAGUGGCUAGUAUUCAUUGGCAUGUUGUGGCAUAUGGCCAUCACAACUCAAAGCAAUUUGUAACUUUAUCCUCUGUGAAUUUGAUUUCCUUUUAAGGUUGAUUGGCAACCUUUAUCUGCCUAAAGGCACAUUUGGUGCCCCCCUUGGGUCACUUUACUCUUCCCAGAGAUAUUGGCAGAAGUUGGAGCUAGUGGAGUUAAUCUGAGCCUUGGAAGGCAACUAAUAAUAAUAAUAAUAAUAAUAAUAAUAAUAAUAAUAAUAAUUUGUACCCUCCCCAACCAAGACCAGGCUCAAGGCUGCUAACAAUCAAUAAUAAAAACAAGUUGAUUAAAAUACAAUUUAAAAACCAAGAUUAAAAUACAACAUUAAAACAUUAAGAUGCAGCCUUUUCACAGGAGGAGAAAGGAAAAAAGAAAGAGGGGGAGGGAAUCAAAUUGACUCCAAGCCAAAGGCCAGGCGGAACAACUCUGCCUUACAGGCCCUGCGGAAAGAAGUCAGAUCCCGCAGGGCCCUGGUCUCAUGAGACAGAGCGUUCCACCAGGCCCUGCCUCUGGUUGAGGCUAAUCUGACUUCCUUAGGGCCAGGGACCUCUAGGGUGUUGCUAUUUAUGGACCUUAAGGUCCUCCGUGGGGCAUACCGGGAGAGGCGGUCCCAUAGGUACGAGGGUCCUAGGCCGCGAAGGGCUUUAAAGGUCAAAACCAGCACCUUAAAUCUGACCCUGUACUCCACCGGGAGCCAGUACAGCUGAAAAAGCACUGGGUGAAUAUGCUCCCAUGGCAGAGACCCCGUGAGGAGCCUCGCUGCAGCAUUCUGCACCCGCUGGAGUUUCUGGGACAGCUUCAAGGGCAGCCCCACGUAGAGCGAAUUACAGUAGUCAAGACUGGAGGUGACCGCCGCAUGGAUCACUGUGGCCAGGUCGGGGCGGGAAAGGUAAGGGACCAACUUCUUGAUGCGGCGAAGGGAGGAAAAUGUUGCCUUGGCUGUUGCUGUAACCUGCACCUCCAUGGAAAGGGAGGCUUCAAGGAUUACACCCAAACUCUUAACGGAAGGCAAUGACACUAAUUGGGCCCCCGCAAAAGAAGGGAGUUGGUCCCUCAUCCCCAUACCAUCCCGAGCCAGCCAGAGGACCUCUGUCUUCGAAGGACUUAGUUUCAAUCGGCUCCCACAAAACCAUCCAGCCACAGCUUCCAAACAUCUGGUCAGUGUGUCUGGGGUCGAGUCGGUAUGGCCAUCCAUCAGCAGAUAGAGCUGAGUGUCAUCAGCAUAUUGGUGACAACGCUGCCCAAAGCUCCGGACAAUCUAGGCAAGGGGGUGCAUAACGAUGUUAAAAAGCAUCGGGGAGAGGAUUGCACCCUGCGGCACUCCACACACCAAGGAGUGGCGCAACGACAUCUCCCUCCCUAGUGCCACCCUCUGUCCCCUAUAAAAGAGCACAGCUAUUUACGGGCUAUGCCCUGUAUCCCCACGUUGGCGAGGCGGUGGUCCAGAAGAUCAUGAUUGACCAUGUCAAAAGCUGCUGACAAAUCUAAGAGAAUCAGCAGUCCCGACCUGCCUCGAUCCAGUUGUCUGCAGAGAUCAUCUGUUAGGGCGACCAGAGCCGUCUCGGUCCCAAAACCAGGAUAGAAUCCGGACUGAAAUGGACCUAAAGCCGAUGUUUCCUCCAGAAACCUACCAAGCUGUUCAGCAACCGCUCUCUCAAUUACCUUACCCAGAUAUGGAAGAUUUGAAACUGGGCAGUAAUUGGAUAGAUCUAAAGGAUCUAGUGAAGUUUUCUUUAAGAGCAGACACACCACUGCUUCCUUCAGAUCCCCUGGGAAUAUCCCCGUGCCAAGGGACAAAUUGAUAAUUUCAAUCAGGGGGGUCCAUGCGACAUCUGGACAUGCCCUAAUCAGCCAAGAUGGGCACGGAUCGAGGAGGCAUGUGGUGGGCCUACCAGCUUGGAGGAGUCUAUGCACAUCAGCAGGGAGUAUCCGAUCGAAAUGGUCCAACACUGGACCCGAAGACAAUCGAGGGGCCUCCAGUUCUGUCACUGUAUCUAAAUUGUCAGGGAGGUCACAGUGGAGCAACAGGACGUCCUCCGCAAAAAGCUCGCGAGUGCCUCACAGCUGUGGGUCGAAUUUGUGCUUAAAUUUGGUUGUCCUCCUAAGUACGUUAUCGACCUAAUUAUUCUAAAAAGUUAUGCCGGGCGAGAGCUAGUGGAUGCAAUGGAAGCUGCGAAGUAAGAUUUCUUAGCAGCUUUCAUAGCCAUCUCAUAGGCUUUCAUAAGCGCCCUAUAAGAUGCUCUUGAAGCUCCGUCAUGAGUCCGUUGCCAUACUCGCUCUAGCCGUCUGAGAUCCCGCUUCAUUUUCCGGAGCUCCUCAGUAAACCAAGGGGCCCAGUUUCAACGGGGUCGCAUAGGGCGCUUAGGCACGAUCUCAUUGAUGGCCGCCAAGAGCCGGUUAUUCCAGUCCUCGACAAGGUCAUCUAAUGAGUCGCCAGGAGGAGCAGGGUCCCGCAAGGCCUGACGGAAUCUAUCCGGAUCCAUCAGCCUUCGCGGGCGAGCCCAAAUAGGUUCGCCACCCGAGCAGGGGAGGAGCGUGAAGUCAAUCUUGGCUUUCAGAGCGUAGUGAUCAGACCAUGGCACUUCCACAGCGGGGAGCAUGAUCACAUCUAUGCCAGCACCAAAUAUCAAAUCCAACGUGUGGCCUGCUUGAUGAGUGGGGCCCAAAACAAACUGGAAGAGCCCUAGUGUUGCCAUGGAAGUCACUAGGUCCAGAGCGUGUGAGGAGGGGGCGGCAUCGGCAUGGACGUUGAAGUCUCCCAAAACCAAUAGGCUUGGGAACUCCAAGACCCAGCCCGCCGCCACCUCCAGCAGGUCUGACAGGGUGGCUGCUGGUGCGCUGGGUGGUCGGUACACCAGCCAGACAGCCAAGCUCUCCCUGGUGCCCCCACAAGACCAACACAUUCAAUGCCGGAGAUCGCCGGUGGUGGCAGAGCCCUGAAAGAGCAAUCCUCCCGGAUUAACAAUGAUACUCCUCCCCUCUGACACACAGUUGAUGGAGGACAGAGAAACCUGGAGGUGUUAUCUCAUGUAGGGAGACUACUUCACCUUCUCGUACCCAGGUCUCCGUCACGCAAGCCAGGUCAAUCCCCUGAGAGACAAAAAAGUCACGCAUGGUAGCGGUUUUAUUGCCUAUUGACCUGGCAUUGCACAACACCAAUGACGGAGGUGGGUAAUCCCUGCUCGCCCUACCCUCGUCCCUUGGGAUGGGGCGUAGAUUGGAAGGGGUUUGAACAUCACUGCAUCUCAAAACCCUUCGCCGAUAGUGAUAUCUAGCCCCACCACCAUUCUUCCCUAGCCCUCCAAUAGUGGGAAUCUCAGACCCCAUACUAGCCUCCCCAAUAGAGGGGUAAGAUCCCCUCACUAACAAGUCAUCCCUGGGCCAGGACUCCUGGGUCAGAAUGGUAUGGGGAAGAGGUGAAAGUUCGAUAGGGUAAUUAUCCCUAGAAGAUAAAACCCAACCAACCUCACCCCAAGUGGGGAGGGCGGUCCCACAGUGUUUAGUUAGCUGUCAAUCCCUCUCUCCCUCCUGGGUUGAUUGAAGGACUGUUGAUUCUAUCUGUGGCUGUGGGAGUAUUAAUGAGGCAUGUGCUAUAAAAUGGGAAUCGCUGGCCAACAAAGAGCCAGCUUCGAAUUCGGAAGCUCUGUCCAUCCUGUCUUGCCAGGAGUACCAUAGAGGUCGAUCAUUCUCAUAAGUUUUUGGAACAUUAGGCAAAGGUCCAGAUAUAGAUUGGGUGCUGGAUUUCUCCAGACUGUCAGCAACAUAGAAUUCUUUAGGUGUUGUUGACAUAGAAAAUGUCAGAGGCGCCAAAUUCCUCAUCUACUUCGAUGUCACUUGAAAAGGGAACAGGGAGUUGCACUGAUGUCUUUCUAUGGGGUAAGAAGCUGUUGGACGUCUUUAAAUAUUGUUCUCUAGGCUCUACCGUCCUUAUAUUUUGGGUAGAAAACUCAGUCUUAUAUUCGAUAACCUCUUCUUCGGAUCUUGUAAUUCUAGGCUUACAGAAUUCUUUUCUUCCUUCGGACAGUUAGUAGUAUUAAGCUUGAUUUCCGUUGUCCGCAUUAGCUUUGGCUCUAUGCAAGGAACCAAUUGCCUCCUUGUUUCGUCCUUAAAUAGAAUCAUAGAAUCAUAGAGUUGGAAGAGACCACAAGGGCCAUCGAGUCCAACCCCCUGCCAAGCAGGAAACACCAUCAGAGCACUCCUGACAUAUGGUUGUCAAGCCUCUGCUUAAAGACCUCCAAAGAAGGAGACUCCACCACACUCCUUGGCAGCAAAUUCCACUGUCAAACAGCUCUUACUGUCAGGAAGUUCUUCCUAAUGUUUAGGUGGAAUCUUCUUUCUUGUAGUUUGGAUCCAUUGCUCCGUGUCCGCUUCUCUGGAGCAGCAGAAAACAACCUUUCUCCCUCCUCUAUGUGACAUCCUUUGAUAUAUUUGAACAUGGCUACCAUAUCACCCCUUAACCUCCUCUUCUCCAGGCUAAACAUGCCCAGCUUCCUUAGCCGUUCCUCAUAAGGCAUCGUUUCCAGGCCUUUGACCAUUUUGGUUGCCCUCCUCUGGACACGUUCCAGUUUGUCAGUGUCCUUCUUGAACUGUGGUGCCCAGAACUGGACACAGUACUCCAGGUGAGGUCUGACCAGAGCAGAAUACCCUCACUGGACGGAGAGAGUGGAACCACCAUAGAGUAUCCUUUAUCUCCAUGAGUCGAGAUGGGAGGGCUGAGGACCUAAAGGUCAUAAAUAGGCACGUGAUGUUUCCCAAGAUAGGCAGGAGGUGGAAAUUUUCUAGGUUUCGGUAAUGGUAAUUCAGGAGCUGAGACAAGGACGUAGUAAUUUGUCUGUGAUUCAUCCACCUAUGAUCGUGUCGGUGGCAGUCAUCUUUGAGAAUUCCUGGAGAACAGGCGAAGUCCCAGCAGACUGGAGGAGGGCAAAUGUUGUCCCUAUUUUCAAAAAGGGGAAAAGAGAGGACCCAAAUAAUUACCGCCCAGUCAAUACCAGGGAAGAUUCUGGAGCAGAUCAUUAAGCAAACAGUCUGUGAGCACCUAGAAAGGAAUGCUGUGAUCACCAAUAGUCAGCAUGGAUUUCUGAAAAAUAAGUCAUGUUAGACUAAUCUGAUCUCGUUUUUUGACAGAAUUACAAGCCUGGUAGAUGAAGGGAACACAGUGGAUGUAGCCUACCUUGAUUUCAGCAAGGCAUUUGACAAGGUGCCCCAUGAUAUUCCUGUAAAAAAGCUGGUAAAAUGUGGUCUUGACUAUGCUACCACUCAGUGGAUUUGUAACUGGCUGACUGACCGAACCCAAAGGGUGCUCAUCAAUGGUUCCUCUUCAUCCUGGAGAAGAGUGACUAGUGGGGUGCCACAGGGUUCUGUCUUGGGCCCUGUCUUAUUCAACAUCUUUAUCAACGACUUGGAUGAUGGACUCAAGGGCAUCCUGAUCAAAUUUGCAGAUGACACCAAACUGGGAGGGGUGGCUAACACCCCAGAGGACAGGAUCACACUUCAAAACAACCUUGACAGAUUAGAGAACUGGGCCAAAACAAACAAGAUGAAUUUUGACAGGGAGAAAUGUAAAGUAUUGCACUUGGGCAAAAAAAAUGAGAGGCACAAAUACAAGAUGGGUGACACCUGGCUUGAGAGCAGUACAUGAGAAAAGGAUCUAGGAGUUUUGGUUGACCACAAACUUGACAUGAGCCAACAGUGUGACGCGGCAGCUAAAAAAGCCAAUGCAAUUCUGGGCUGCAUCAAUAGGAGUAUAGCAUCUAGAUCAAGGGAAGUAAUAGUGCCAUUAUAUUCUGCUCUGGUCAGACCUCACCUGGAGUACUGUGUCCAGUUCUGGGCACCACAGUUCAAGAAGGACACUGACAAAGUGGAACGUGUCCAGAGGAGGGCAACCAAAAUGGUCAAAGGCCUGGAAACAAUGCCUUAUGAGGAACGGCUAAGGGAGCUGGGCAUGUUUAGCCUGGAGAAGAGGAGGUUAAGGGGUGAUAUGAUAGCCAUGUUCAAAUAUAUAAAAGGAUGUCACAUAGAGGAGGGAGAAAGGUUGUUUUCUGCUGCUCCAGAGAAGCGGACACGGAGCAAUGGAUCCAAACUGCAAGAAAGAAGAUUCCACCUAAACAUUAGGAAGAACUUCCUGACAGUAAGAGCUGUUUGCCAGUGGAAUUUGCUGCCAAGGAGUGUGGUGGAGUCUCCUUCUUUGGAGGUCUUUAAGCAGAGGCUUGACAACCAUAUGUCAGGAGUGCUCUGAUGGUGUUUCCUGCUUGGCAGGGGGUUGGACUCGAUGGCCCUUGUGGUCUCUUCCAACUCUAUGAUUCUAUGAUUCCAUGGUGAAUCUCAUGCAUGAACUGGUUCGUUUGCAAGACUAUAAAAUGUGCAUGCAUGGAAAAAGUGGAUAGAAAAAAGAUUUUUCCCUCCUUCAUAGCUCAGGGUCAUCUAGUGAAGCUGAAGGUUGGAAGUUUCAGGACAGAUAAAAGAAAGAGUUAAACUAUGGAACUCCCUGCCACAGGAGGCAGUGAUGGCCACCAACUGCAGGGCUUUAAAUGAGGCUUGGACAAAUGCAUGGAGGAAAAGGCUAUCCAGGGCAACUCGCCACAAUGUCUGUGCUCCGCCUCCACAGCGAGAGGCCAUCAUGUUUCUGGAAACCACAGGAGGGGACAGGGCUCUCCGACUCAGGUGCUGCUUGAAGGUUUCCCACAGGCGUCUGGUUGGCCACUAUGAGAUCAGGAUGGUGGACUAGGUGGGCCAAUGGCCUGAUCCAGAAGUCUCUUCUGAGGUUCUUAUAUAGAGCUGAAAUGGGGGGAAGUGACAUUCUUCCAACUUCCACUUUCAGCUCUAUGUAUUUUUCAGGGAAAGGGAAAGUAGGCAAGAGGCCAGGAGGUGGGGGCUCAGGGGCUUAGCGGGUGCCAGGGGAAGAUUGCAAGGGUAUCAUUGUGCUGCCCGUGGUGACACAUUGGCAACCCUUGCUCUGACCGCUUUGAGGUCGUCGUCCCCCCAGUAAACUGUUGUAUACAUUUUAUGAAAUAAUUAAAUAACCACUAGCUCACGCUGCUUCUCCAGUGUCUUUCUUCAAGGCCAGGAUGAGAACAUCCCCUGCUACUCCGUGUUUGUUCACCCCUUGCUGUGAUGAGCAGCAGUCAGUGACAAGAACUUUCCCUUCCCUUGAUAUUUGGGGUGAGAUCUAGCUGUUAUUUAUGUGUGGGCAAAUCCUGUUGACUUCAGUGGGGCUUACUCAUGUAGCUGAGCUGUCAUUCUCAGAUUGUGCUGCCCAUCUGGAAGGCAACUGCUUCCCUUUCUCAGAAAGCCUAUUUUUUUAAAAAAAAGGGCCUGGGGAUUUGUUGCUUUUGGGGGAUGUAUGUGUAUGUGUGCUUUGAAGAAAUGUAUUUCUGAAGUCUCACUUCUGUCCCCUUGUGGAAGUUUGCAUGGCAACAGGUGAACUUUGCGUGCCUGUAGUGUAGACUCUCUAUUUUGCAGAAGGGAUUUACAUUUGCAGACAGGCCUUUGUCACCCCUGCGCAACAAACCCACUUAAAAACCAAACAAACACACUGAUUUUGUAGUUUGGGGAGAGGUGAGAAAAUGCAUUGAAAAGUGUGGAUGAACAAAUGACUAACAGGAAGAAAUGUAAACAUGCUGUAAGCAAAUCAGAAUGAAUGUGGGGCAAUUGCUCAUUGUCAUAUCACUGCCCUGCAAACAAAUAAGAUUGCUCCAGAGAGACUGGAAACAGGCUAACUGCCACAUAAGCUUCUUGCAAGCAAGUCCAGUUGAAUGCUCAAUAAGCAGGUCUAUUGGAGGGGCCCUUAUAUUUUUCAAAACAGAUCAACCAUUGUCUAGCGCUUAUCUCCAGCAGUCCUUGGUCCAACAUGGAACUUACACAGAACCUAUUAGAGUCUAAUCUGAUUAGGUCUUGCUGUCUCUUCUUCAUGAUGUGAACAUUCAGCUUUUCACCCCUUCUUUUCACAUUUAACACGAUGGGAAGGAACUUUAACAUGGUAGUCACUUGGCUAGGGCAGGAGUGGGGUACCGGCCCCACAAGGCAGCUCUGACUGGGGGAUGAGGCUAUCCACUUGUCAAUCACUAGGUCAGUUCACCCACAGACCCUCUUCCUGGCCUGAAAUGUCAUGGUGCAGCAUAAUCCAGCUCUGGGGAUGGGAGUCUCGUGGGCUGUGUUGUUUUUGGCUGAUGUCUUUAUUCUUUCUCUCUGCAGGCCUAUAGCCCUGAGGACAUGCACAGCUGGAUCAAGGAGAUCAGUGGGGCUGUGCAGGCCCUAAAGAGCUGCCCUAGGGUAGGUCAUAUCCUUUGCAUGCAGAAUUAAUUAGUUUUUUGUGCUUGUUUUCUUAAGCAGACAUCAUCCAUUUUAAUGUCUUGGGCAAACAUUUGAGAAAUAUCUCACUUCCUGGAGGCAGCUUACUAGUCUCUGGCUUGAUCCCACAGAAACCGGGAAUGGAAAGCGGGUGAGAUCGGAGAAAUUAAUGAGCAUUAUGCAAUGGGAACAUGUAUCUGUCCGCCUCUCUACAGCUGCUGCAAGCAACUUGGCAAAAGUUGCUUAACUUUUCCUUGGGGAAAAAAAGAUAUUAAUCAUAAUUCUGUGGCUUAGAAAUUAAGCAGAAAUUGGGGGCUAGAAAUUGGAGCAACUUUAUAACCCACCCCCAUCCCAUGCAGUCCAGUUUUGUGGACCUGAUUUUUUUUUAUAUAAAUAAUUUUUUAUUAACCGACCAAUCAAAUCAAAUCAAAUCACAUCACAUAAAUUCCAAAUUACAAAGCCGAAUUUUUAAAUUUUUGUUGGGGGUACCCAUAUUUCAAGUUCAGAAGGGGGUCCAAUCAUCAUCUUGCUGCUGCAUUAGUGUCCACAAAUCUGUCCAAAUAAUGUUCAUAAUUCUAUCCAAUCCUAUCUUGCUGUUUCCCACAUCUCAUCUUGUUAUUUUUGUAUAAUUUUUCCUUUCUCUUUGCGACCUCUUCUGAUAAUCUCCUUAAGCAGGUAAAAACAAGUUGUAAUCCUGUGUGAAUUUUUCCGUUCGUCCAAUAGCCAUAUUGAGAUGGUUUCCAUAUAUCAUCACUUCCAUAGAUAAAAGCACUCUUUCCAUCAUUAAUCUUCACAAAUCUGUCGCCUUCUUUAGUCCUCUGAGGAGGUUCGCCCGCAGUAUAAAAACAGAUCCAUUCCUCCUUCCAGACAUAAAUCUUUCGACAGAACUUGCCAAAAUGGUGACACUGUUUUUUACUGCGUCAUCCCAAAGCUCUUGUACUUUCCUCGAUCUCCUUAAAACAUGCUUUUGGUUAGAAUUUAUUUUCACACAGUCUUAAAUCAUCCAGCUUAGGUCAUUUAAUCGGCAUUUCUGAUUUGGGGGGGGGGAAUUAUUGGUUAAUCACAUAGAAGAAAGAAAGAAAAGUUUUUUUCCCUCCCCCAUCCAGUCCUGCUGCCGACAUACCGAGCCUUGAUGUGUCUUCUCAUGAUAUAUUCCUGUUUAUCCGACCCGUCUUCUUUCACAGAGGUCCCUUCAAUUAGCAGUCUUUACUCCCCAUUCUUCACUUGAAAUAUGUGCAUUUGCUUCUUCCUAAUUGUUUAUUUUCAAGUUGCUGCAGCUAGUGGCGCGAUCAGAGACAGCGUCCAGGAGAGCCGAAGUCCACACAAGGGCGUUCCGCCUAGUGCCCUCACCCCCUCGAAUCCGGGGGUGAUUUAUGGGCACAGCAGGCAAGGGCAGUCCCCCCCAUUCCCUUGGGGGGGGGCAGGGAGGCUGCAUACUCCCAUUACAGCCUCUUAAUUACCUCGUGUGGGUCGGAGAGAUGUUAUUGUCGGCCAUCUUCCAAUGCGCCCCUAGUGGCCCCGAGUUUUGUGGACCUGAUUAUUAUUAUUUACAUAGGAACAAGUUGCAAGUUGGCAUAACUUAGUUCAGUCUCAUUUCUUUUAUUUAGUCCCCUCGAGGGAUGGCUCUGCAAGGAGACUUUAGCCAAGACCACAGGUGGAAGGACCAGGGAAUAACCACUGCCCAUCCAAAGCACAGAAUAAAAAAAACCUGUUUCUCAGUGGCCACACUUGUUGCACCCUGUCCUAGAUAUUCUACCUCGUCCACCUCUGGUUUCCGUUAUUAGAUGCACCACUUUCAAAUAUUUUGCCCUUCAUAAUCAAUGAGGGCUAGUAACUUGUUUUGCAGAGGGAAGAAGCAGAAGUAGAGACUCUUGUGAUCAGAGAAGCCGGAGUGCACUGGAGGACCUGCAUUGAGGAGGCUGACUCUUCCCACCUGAGAGUCAGGGCCUUUCAAGUCUUUUGCCUCCUCUUCCGGGGGGAGGAGCCAUCCUGCUCUCCAGUUCUGCCUCUGCUUCCUUCUUCUGUGAGGAAAAAGAUCCUUACUGUCUUUGUUUUUGUUUUUUUAAAAAAAUAAUAUUUAUUAAAAGUUUCAGGAUUACAGAAAAAAAGAAAAAAUAGAAAACAACACUACAAUACAUAAAAAAGAAGAAGAAAAAUAAAAAACAAAACGUAAAAACCAAUACAACAAAAAGGAAAAAAAACGCAAAUCCCAUAUUGCAUAUCUUUAACUUCCAUUUGCUUGUUUCAUUGACCUCCUCACACCUCCCUUUUCGUGUUCUAGUUUAAUUAGUUAUUUCAGCAAAUUCUUUCCAUCUUUCUCAAUUUUUAUUAAAUAAUUUAUCUUAAUAAUUUAACCUAUUAAUUAACUCAGCAAAUCCUUUCCAUCUUUCACUAUAUUCUGUCAUUCAAUUUACCUUAAUUUAUUUUAACCUUAUCUUACCAUAAAAUACCUUAAAACUUAAAACUUAAUACUUAUUUAUACAUAACUCCUUAUAUCAUUUCUAUUAAAGCCAAAUAGUUUCAUUCCAAUAUUUUUCCUAAUACUCAUUAAUUUUACACUAAUUCUCAAAAUAAAAUUUUAAGAACUUUCUUCCAAUCUUCAUCCAACGUCUCUUCUUCCUGGUCUCGGGUUAUGUCAGUCCUUACUGUCCAUUCCGUCCAGUCCAUCAACCUGGCAAUCUUAUGUCCGAAGCUCUUAAGUCUCUUCCAUGUCCCUUCUGCGGAUCUUCUUGUUGUUGUUUAUAGCACUUUUCCUUGUCUUUUGUUAGUCUCUUUCUUAAUUUCUUUCCUUUCUCAUUGAAGAGUAGGUCUCUGGGAGGUUCCAGCCCAAAGUUAUCUCCAUCUCCCUUCAUCAAACCAGCCCAUUCCCCACAGUCCCACUCCCCACAGUCAUCAAUAUAAUCCAAAGAAUAUUUAAGAGCAUAUUUCAAAGUCCCUCCGAAGUUAAGAACCUCCUCAGCUCCAGACUCCCCCUGGCCCACUCCAACUUCAAUCUUCAAAAACAGCGGCUUAUGCUCCUGCAGGGCCUCGGAUCUCUCCAUUUGUAUUAUUUGAGGUGCAACCGCAACCUCCUCCAUUAUCUUCUGCACUUGCACUUGCCCAAUCAAUACAGGUUCCUGAGUUGGUCCCUGAAUGGUUUCUGUAUCAGUAUUCCCUGUUUGUCCACAGUUAUUGACCACAACAGUCAUCAAAUCCGUUUUCUCAUUCAUCAAAUCCAUCUUCUCAUGCAUCUGUUCCAACAAAGCACUUGUCUUGCAUAAAGCAAGCACCAAAACUUCCUCCCAGCACAUUUUGUCCAAGGUCAAAGGGACUGGUCCCCCAAUCUUAAUCUCACAGCUGUCUAGUCCUCAAGUAGACUGCAGCAACAAUUUAACAAGCUCCCUCUAGAGGAGACAAUUUCUAUUUGUAUCCAUCUUUUUAAGGCAAGUCCAACAAAGGAAAAUUACUUUAAUUUUUCAGAUAUUUUGUUUCUUUAGAAUGCAAAAGGCAACAUUGGAGUCAGUUUAUUUCUCUUUUUUAGCUAUCUGUCAAAGUGUUCCAUUCACAGUCAAUGAACAUCUCCAACAAUUUCUGUCUCUGACACCCCGUUCCCAGAUUUGAGACGGUGGAAACUUGUCUUUCUUUACUCCCUCUCCCUCCUGCAGGCUUAAACAAAGUCCCCCCCCCUUUUCUCCUGCUUCCAAGGGGGUUUUAGUGGUUAUAAAUGAAGGAAAUUUAGACUUUUAUAAAUGACUUUCCAGGCUUUAGCUUACAAGGUUUUUGCUUCAGUCUAUAUACAAAAAGCAGAAGGCGGACUUCCUGUUUUGAAUCUUCCCGCUUCGGUGCCAAAUUAGGAUAUUUCUUGAUCCAAUUUUCUGUUUCUACUCACGGGUACUUGUUUUAAAUCCAAUUGUCCACAGGAAAAAGUCAGCACUCUCCGGCAAUGGCUAUGCGGCUUCACUCCGUGAAAGUAGCAGUCAGUUCGCAGCACCGCGCCGCUCACCCCACUUCACUCUGGACCCCCGAAAUGGGGUUCCCCGUGAGUAGGGGAGGCGCUCCUGGUGCCCUGCCGAACCCCACGUUCCCAGGCUUCCUCCGCCUGGGAUUUCUAGCGGGCCCCCACCUUCGCCGCGGCGGGAAGACCCAAUUUCCACGGAGCCAGUUCCUCCAGUCGGAGGAACUCCGCCAUUCGCCGAUUGCGCUAAUCCGGAAGUCCAAGAUCCUUACUGUCUUUGUGGUUUCUCUUUUGCUUUAGCUUUUGCUUCUUGUACAGUAUGUUGUUGGUUGUCAUGUAGGAGUUGGCUGAGGCUUGCUUUUGUCUCAUACUUCGUUAGAGCCACUCAUCCAUCUAGCUCAUGAUGGUCUACACUGACUGGCAGCAGCUCUCCUGGCUUUCAGACAGGGAGUGUCUCCCAGCCCUUCCUGGAGAUGCCAGGGAUUUCUGACUCCCAACUGUUUAACAAUAGCAACAAUUUCCCUCCCAAAUUAGGUUGCUGAAAUGAAGAAAGCUGAGGGGUUGUGGUGGGGAACCAGGACUAGAUUUUUAUAUGAAAGGGCUGUGAUCUCAGUUCUGGUACUGAAAACAAGUUCAUGAUGUGCACUGGGAGGGGCUCUUUUCUUUAAUUCUAAGUCAAUGUCCACCCCUCUUUCUAAGCUACUAUUUUCCCUUUGGCUUCUGAGCAGUGGACCUCAGGGUUGUUGGAAAAAGCAAAGAGGGAAGAUGGAAAUCUACCCAUCCCUGGUUUAAGUUAUAUUUUUGACCAAAACCAAAACCCUUUCCCAUCUCCCUCACCAGCAGCGAAGGGUUCAUGUGAAUUCAUCUGUACAAGAUGAGAUCCAUUUUUAAGGCAAUCUGAAGAAGGUUGACUCAAAUGUCUGCCAGGCAUUCUGACCAUAUGGAAAACAAUUUCACUGCAGGAAAGCUUCACUAUGGCCUGGGAUGAGUUUGCUCUGCACUGAAAUAUAUUAAUAUUCUGCACCAAGAAAUGUUGAAUUCUUCAACCUGUACAAAUUAUGUAUAUUAAGCAACUAGUCAUUGGGGAAGUUGAAUCCAGUAGAAUUAGUCUGAACCUUGAAAAGCACAUAGAGAUUGGGAGGAUGACAUAGGCUAUGAGAUUAACCCCACUCAGUGGAUCAAAAUGUGGUCUAAACCCCCCUUUAAAUCCAUAUCAACAAAAAGAAAAUAACUCACUCUGAAAAUCACCUACAGGUGGUACCUAACACCAAGAAAACUAGUGCUAAUACGCCCAGGAACCUCACCAAAAUGCUGGAGAGGGUGCACCUCCACAGGCACAUGCCUCCACAUGUGGCAGGAGUGCCCCAAAAUCCAACCAUUCUGGACAACAACCAUACGAAAAAUAAGUAAAACAAUCAAGCAAGUAUUAGAAAUCACCCCAGAAUUGGCCUUACUAAACAUCUUCCAAGACAAUAACGCCCACUUACACCACAAAGAACUCAUAACCCACCAACUUUCAGCAGCCAGAAGCAUCAUAGCCAGACACUGGAGAGACCUGUCAGGAGUAAGCAUGGACCAAUGGUACCAGAUAGUAUGGGAAACAGCCCUACUAGAAAAAUUAAUCAAUAAACUGAAACUGACACGGGGACAAAUAGAAGAAGACGCCUUCGUCCCGGUAUGGCUCCCCUUUAUCACAUACAGAGCCCCACAGGACGACGAUAAAAAUCCACCAACAGCAUACAAAUCAAUUUGGCUAACCUGAUCCAAAACACCCACCCCACUCACACAUGAAAACAAAGACCACCACAGCCAACCACAAAUAAAUAACCACACCCUAGGCCAACCCCAACCUCUCUCACCAAAGGAACACAAGCGAACAGCAAAGAACCUGCACAAGCAACACUGACACCAAACCCUAUAUAUAGUAAGUAAAAUAGAAACAUUGCCACCCAACCCCACCUAUCUUUCCCCCCCCACCUCUUUCCCCCUUUUCUUCCUAAUGUCUCAACAAAUGAAACUGAUUUGUAAAAAUGUUACGUGGGGGGGGGGAUACAAGAGAGAGACAUUGCAAACACUUUUGUAAAUCAAGAAAAUUUUAAUAAAAAAUAAAAAUAAAAAGCACAUAGAGAUGAAGUAGGAAACAGUGUCACUUUCAAGGGGAAAAAAGGAAACCACCACAUUCCACAUGACCAAGGGAGCACAGGGGCUUCAUCGGUCCCUGGGAAGACUUCAGGGGCACCAUUGCACCCAUGGGCACUGUGCUGGCACCCCCUUUGGCAUGCAUAAGCUGCAUAAGCUCUUUUCUCUCUCCCUCUCUCCCCCACACCCCUCUACCCCAUGCAGGACUUGGUGAGAUCUGCUUCGGUGAACAAGCGCGGAGGCCCCAGCUCAGCCAUGCCUCCCAUUGAGAGGCUGAAGCAUCUGGGAGGGGAGCCCAAGGCCUCUGCCAAAAGCCCGUCGGCCUCGUGCUGGCUGCCUUGGAUGCCGGUGCCACAGUCAGAAGGGAAGCCGCAGCCUGCAGCAGAGCAGAAGGCUGGCCUGCCAAAGGACUCAGAGUUCUCCCCUCUGUUUGCCCAGCGAGAUGCUAGAGCCACGCAGGGUGGGCGUCUCCGGCACAGGUCGGAGCCCCAGAACUUUAAAGAGCAUCCAUUUCCCUUUGACCUGGAUGACGAGAGCAUCCGGACCUCGGAUGUGUGA